ACUUCUGCCCGUCGCGAUGCUCGGCGCGAAGGCUGCUCUCGCUUUUCCCGGGGGCUCAGAUGGGAUCCGAGCAGCGCCGCCGCGUCGCCUCCCGCCUCGCCCGGUGGGCCAGCCGCCUGCUGCUGCUGCUGCUGCUUCCCUCCGCCGUCGCGUCGCGGCCGGCCGGGCCCAGGAUCGUCACGCCGGCGCUGGGUAAGCGGAGCACCGGAGAGGAUCCUGCUCGUCCCGCUCCUCCCUGGGGCGCCGGCGGCUCGCUUUGCGGAGAGAGGGGAUUUCGGGAAGGGGCGCGCGGCAGUGGGGUCUAGUGGGGAGAGCGCUGGGCGCGGACCGGGGAGAGGCCCGGGUUCAGAUCCCGCAGCGCUCAAUGACCUUGGAGGCCGUUCAGCCUCGCCUACCUCGCAGGGUGGUUGUGGUUGUGUUGGGGAUUAGAUGAUGCGCGGGAGAACUAUAUACACCUUGCCUUGAGCUUCGUGGUCGGAAAGGUGAGAUAGAAGUGCAACCAGUCAAUCAAUAAAUAUUGCUUAGCGUGUUUCACUGCAUUUUCUUCAAUAGGAUUACUGACUGUACAGUACAGAGAAAAGGAAGGUUCAAUUUUUAGUUCUUAAGCGUGCCUGCUUUGACAUGACCUCUGCAGCUUUCAGUGGUGCUUACUCUUGUGUAAAGGGCUCCAAGCACAUUCUUGCAGUUAAGUUUGUGAGCUUUGUGAGCGUAGUCAGGUUCCCCACCCCAAAGGCUGUAAUUCCCUGUGUGCUUACCUGGGAGUAAGCCUCAUUGAAUUCAGUAGGACUUGCCUCUGAGCAGGCGCACAUAUGAUUGUAUGGGUACAUUAGGGAAGAAAGUCUCUGUGUAGUUACUCAGAAGUAACUGCACUGCUUUCAGUGGAUUUACUCCCUGGUAGGGAUGACUGAAUCCGUCCAUUUUGGUGUCUUGAUUUUGCAAUCUUAAUUUCAGUUCUCCACAUUAGUGUUCUUUUUAUAUAUUUUUCAAGAAGAGGUACUCUUGAAAAUUUGUCAGCAUUUUAGUCUGUUUCUCCUAAAAUGCACAUUUCUUUGUACAGUACAGUAUGUACAGUAUGUUGUUUUGCCUAAUACAUCUUUGCAAAGCAAUUAUCUGCAAUAGUAUGCAUAAGUUACUUUCACCAAUAUGCAGUUCUAAUUGAUAUGGGACCCAUGUGCCCACACUUACCCGGGAGUAAUCCCCACUGAACGCAGUGCAAUUUGAAUCUGAGCAAACGGCACAGUUUGGCCUAGUAGUCGGAGUCUUUGCCUAAGAGCAAGAGAGCUGGGUUCAAAUCUCUGUCUCGUGUGUGAGACCCACUGGACAGCCCUGGGCCAGCCGAGGAUUCACCCUCUGCUUUAACCUCACAAGAGGGAGAGUCCGCACUGCGGGACACAAAGUGUUCAGCCCGAGUCUUUUCUGUGCCAAGAACUCACUUAGUGGUCCUGUGCGGUUCAGCCUUGGCUGCCUUACCUGCUCUGGGGAGAGAAUACUAGCCUAAAUAAAGAUCGGGGAAGGACUUUUCUUUCUGGCAUAUUUAUGCCAUCUCCCUGCCAAGGAGCUCUGGGUGCCUGGCGUGUAAUUUCCCUCCUCUCCCGUUAUUCUUUCGACAACCCUGUGAGGUAGGAGACGGGGACUGAGCCAUGGCCACCCUGUGGAUUUCAUAGCUGAGCAGGGAUUCAACUGGCCGUUCUUGCCUUCUGCCUAUUGCUUGUGAAAUGAUUCAAACACUUUCGGAGACUCCAUGGGGGUGACCAAUGUGGUUCCAUCUGGAUGUUGUUCAUUAGUGUAUUGCAGGCACGUCCAACUCCCAAGAGACUGUGAUCUGCUCACUCUAUAAAAAUAUGGGCUGUGAUCUACUCAUGGUUAUUUAUUGACAGGCAAAAGUUGUGAGCUGUUUUUAGGGGAGCCAAAGCUUUUUCUGGUGGUGGGGGAGAAGAGAUCUACUGUGAUCUACUACAGGCGUCCAGUGAUCUACCGUAGGUGUCCAGUGAUCUACUGGUAGACCACGACCUACCUGUUGGACAUGCCUGGUGUAUUGCAUUUCUAUACUGCCUCUUUCUGAGCUCACGGUGGCAGACCCCAUCCUCAACAACUCUGUGACAGGCAGGGUGGGCUGACAGGCAGAGAGCGGCUCAGGAUCAGACCCAGUGGACUUGAUGGAUCAGUGGGGAUUUGAAACUUGGUGUCUCCAAGGUUUUAGCUCCUCUCUCUCCCUCCCCUCUAAUAAAUUAAUAAUAAUAAUAAUAAUAAUAAUAAUAAUAUAUUUUUAUUUAUACCCCGCCCUCCCCAGCCAAGGCUUACAAGCAAUAAUAAAAACAAGAUGAAUGAUUACAACUUAAAAACAAAAAUAAAAUACAACAUUAAAAUAAUGGAACAUCAAAAUAUUAAAAUGUAGCCUCAUCGCAGGAUGAGAAGGAAAGGAAAAAAGAAAGAGAGGGAGGGAGGGAAUCAAAUUGGCUCCAGGCCAAAGGCCAGGCGGAACAACUCUGUCUUACAGGCCCUGCGGAAAGAAAUCAGGUCCUGCAGGGCCCUGGUCUCAGGAGACAGAGCGUUCCCACCAGGCCGGAGCCAGAGUUGAAAAGGCCCUGGCUCUGGUUGAAGCCAAUCUAACUUCCUUAGGGCCCGGGACCACUAGGGUGUUGUUAUUUAUGGACCUUGAGGCUCUCCAUGGGGCAUACCAGGAGAGGCGGUCCCGUAGGUACGAGGGUCCUAGGCCGUGAAGGGCUUUAAAGGUCAAAAGCAGCACCUUAAAUCUGACCCUGUACUCCGCCGGGAGCCAGUGCAGCUUGAAAAGCACUGGGUGAAUAUGCUCCCAUGUCAGAGACCCCGUGAGGAGCCUCGCUGCAGCAUUCUGCACCCGCUGGAGUUUCUGGGACAGCUUCAAGGGCAGCCCCGCGUAGAGCGAAUUACAGUAGUCAAGCCUGGAGAUGACCGUUGCAUGGAUCAUUGUGGCCAGGUCGGGGCGGGAGAGAGAGAGAGAGAAUUGUAGAGUCAGAAGGGACCAUCUAGUCCAACCCCCUACAAAGUCAUGGCAGGACCUUCCUGCAAUAAAAUAGAAGUCUGGUAGGGCCUUGAAUUGGGUAGAAACUGAUGAAGGCCAAGGCAACCAGCCCUGUGUGUGUACCUGCUCUCUCUCUCUCUCUCAGCCUUUGGGGUGGGGAACCUGACUAAGCUCACUAACUUAACUGCAAGAAUGCCAGUGUGCUUGGAGCCCUUUGCACGAGAGGAGGCACAGCGAAACAUCAGACAUUGAAAACUUCCCCAAACAGGGCUGCCUUCAGAUGUCUAUGGAAAGUCAUAUAAUUGUUCAUCUCCUUGACGUCUGAAGGGAGGGUGCCACUACCGAGAAGGCCCUCUGCCUGGUUCCCUUGUAACUUCGCUUUUCACAGUGAGGGAACUGGCAGAAGCCCCUCGGAAGAGGAGGAGAAGGAGGACCUCAGUGUCUGGGCUGAACGAUGGGGGUGGAGCCGCUCUUUCAGGUAUACUGAAGGUCAGUACCAACACUUUGAAUUGUGAUCGGAAACAUACUGGGAGCUGACGUAGAUCCUUUAGGACCGGUGUUAUAUCGUCCUGGUGGCCGCUCCAGGUUACCAGUCUAGCUGCUGCAACCUGGAUUAUUUGUAGUUUCGGAGUCAGCUUCAAAGAUGGAGAAGCAGGACUGUUUUUUUCCACUGUUGGGUUGCUUAGGAAUGAGAAGUGGGGGAGAAUGUUGGCUUCCUUGCAGUGUUUGCACGUAGACUCUUCUUUAGCACCACUCUGCAGUAGACAGACAGUGUUUUAUUUAUGUUACACAAUUUAUACAGGGAAGGCACCUGCUUCAUAUUGAUAGGCGAGGAGUUCCAAAGUGUAGGCCCUGCCACGCUAAUGAUACAUGUCACAUAACCUCUGGAUUGUGGGGGUGGCUCUGUGGAGGAAUGAUGAUCCCUGCCCUAUAUCAGAGGAGAUAAGUAGGUGACUCUCUGGCCCUUUGGCUGGUAUAUCCAAAGGACAUUAACAGGGUUUUAGAGAGCUGAUCUUUCUGAGCUAUAUCAAUGAGGAUUGUUGUUUCAUUUUUUAAAAGAAGUGUCCAGCCUUGUUUUAAGGGGGUGACAGAAGACCUGGUCAGGGACCUAUAAUGUGGGGAUCCAUAGCAUAGAAAAUGGGUUGCAGGGGUCCCCAAACUAAGGCCCACGGGCCGAAUAAGGCCUGAGGGACUCGUUUAUCCGGCUCGCGGUGACACCCGCUGCCGCUGCCCGCUUUUACCGGCGCUGCGCUGUGCGGCUGCCCACUUCCGGGUCGGAGGAGCACCGGAAAUAGCUUGUGCGCAUGUGCAAGCAUUAUUUGCUCAUGCGCAAGCAUUAUUUCUGGUGCACAUCCAGGUCGGAGGAGGCCCAUGCACAUGCACACAAGCGAUUUCCGACCCGGAAGUGUGCCGGAAAUGGCGUGUGCGCAUGCGUAUGGGCACAAGCUUCCCCGCGUGAUCGGCGCUGGAGACACCAGCUGCCUCCAGCUGUUGUGGGCAGCAGCCAUGACUAGCCCUCUUCUCCUCGUGACUCCCCAGGUUUCAGGCUGGGGCCUGUCCCAGCCCUACCUGCAGAUGCUGGGUAGUGUGCCUUCUGCAUGCCAAGCAGCUGCUCUGCCACUGAGCAGCAGCUCUUUCUGGGAAGAGGUGGGCCGAGGGGUUCUUUAGCUGCGCAGGCAUAUUCCUUCACUUGCUUUCAAAACGUGGGGAGCCGGCCCUGCUGUGUUUGGGGCCCGCCUGAUGGCGCUGCAGGAACAGAGCCCCCACCAACCCACAUGUAGCCCCCCCUACUUGUUGCCAUAUAUGUUGCGGCCCAACCUCAAAGGAUGCCUCCAUCAGCCGUGAUACCACUUUGGUUGGCAUUUGCAUUUUACAGUGAUAUCACUUUGGUUGGCAUUUGCAUGUUAGCAUUUGCAUUUUACAGAGAGGCCCAGAGAAGCGUUUGGCUUCAUGGCUCUUGCUUCUGAGAAAAGAGAAGUGAAAGACCAGAGAGCUGACCUGGAAAAGCACCUUUUCCUCUCUGUUUCUCUUGAAACAGAACUACUUCUGUGUGCAGAAAGCACUCCUGCCAUGACUUUGUAGGGGGUUGGACUAGAUGGUCCCUUCUGACUCUACCAUUCGCGCUCUCUCUCUCUCUGGGAAGAGCAGGAAGCUUUUUGGAACUGGAGAAAUCUGAGACCAAAGGGACGCGGGUGGCACUGUGGUCUAAACCACUGAGCCUCUUGGGCUUGCUGAUCAGAAGAUCGGCUGAUUCGAAUCCCCGCGAUGGGGUGAGCUCCCGUUGCUCGGUCCCUGCUCCUGCCAACCUAGCAGUUUGAAAGCACACCAAAAAGUGCAAGUAGAUAAAUAGAUACCACUUCAGCGGGAAGGUAAAUGGUGUUUCCGUGCGUUGCUCUGGUUUCGCCAGAAGCGGCUUAGUCAUGCUGGCCACAUGACCCGGAAAAACUGUCUGCGGACAAACGCCAGCUCCCUCGGCCUGUAGAGCAAGAUGAGUGCCGCAACCCCAGAGUCGUCUGCGACUGGACUUAACUGUCAGGGGUCCUUUUUCAUUUUUCAUUUGAGACCAAGGAUGUGGCGCAUUGGGUCCCAGAGUAGGCAGUGUUCCCCCUGGGGGGCAGUGGGAUUACCAAGGAGGCAGCAGUGGGGCACUGGAGAUAGGUCCUUCCAAGCAUGCUGAUUGCUUAUUCACAAUUGACCAGGCUGGAGCAGUGGCAGAGCAGGCUUUCACUGCGCCUGGGAUGCGUGGCGCAGAGUGCGAACAGAGCACUUCCACAGUAAUCCAGUUUUGAAGUAACCAGUGCAUGAACUAUUGCAGCGAGGCUUUCAGUGAUCAGUGAGUGGUUGUCCCCCCUUAUUAAAACCUGCACAGUGAGGUGGUGAUCCCUUGCAUCACUGAUCCAGAAUGAUGAAAGGAUUUGGCAGUCAAUGUGGUUUGUAAUCUGCCAGGAUACUGAACAGCAAAACCAGAAAAGCUUAAGACAAUGGGUUUUGUAAUGCUUUGCGCUGCAGGCCUUGAAAGCCAGAGCUGUUAAAGUAGUACCUGAUAAGCCUGCAAGGCAUGCCAGGAAUUGCAUAACCCUGAGAAGCUGAGCCUGACUCACGACUGGGGUUAGGAAGCCUCUGAAGGACCUACGUGUCAGGAUUAAGAUGUAGUAAGAUUCAACGUGGGAGGUGUUGUUGUUGUUGUAGUAGUUAAAAUUUGUAUACUGCCAUUCAACUGAAGAUUACGGGGUGGUUCACAACAUAAACAUACAAAAUGAGAACACAAAAUACAUAAUUAAACAAAACAAACAAACCAACCAACCAACCAAUAAGCUCCUUCCCACAGACACAUUUAAAAGGCCUGGGAGAAGAGGAAUGUUUUUGCCUGGUGCCUAAAGAUAUGUAAUGAAGGCACCAGCUGAGGCUCCCUAGGAAGAGCAUUCCACAAAUGGGGAGCCACCGCAGAAAAUGCCUGUUCUCAUGUUGCCACUCUCAGGACAUGAAAAAGGGCCUCAGAGGAUGAUUGCAGGUUCUGGAUCAGUCCAUAUGGGGAGAGGCGGUCCUCCAGGCCCUUUAUGACUUAAUGCCCAAUACUGCCCUUCAGGUUUCUGCAGUGUCACCAGGUAGGAGGUGUGGCUGAUUUUGUUUAUGGGUGCUCUCCUUGCGCUUGUUUAAUUGCCAAGAUCAUAGACUCCACAAUCUGCACAUUAUAAAGAAGCAAUGGGUGCAGAAUCCUUUGCAUUUCCAAAAACGAUUUUAAAAAAAAAAGUUGUGAAGGCAGGUUUGAAAGUGCCUGGCGACAUUUCUGAAGCAAAGAAGCAGGGAAGGUGCCUUCUCCUGAGUAAGGAUAAUGGGUCAUCUAGCUGAGUAUUGUCUACACCAGGGGCUCCCGAAGUGGGUGGUAGUAUCCCUUGGGGGGCAGUGGGGUUGCCUGCCGGGGUUGCUGAAGGUGUAAAUGACUAUUAAACUUUGCAGAGAAGGUAUUGAUGGAUCAUGCUCAUCCAUUUUGUUGAAUUAACGGAACUAAAUCACUUUAAUUGGAUUUUGAGUCAAUGCGGCAUUGAUUCUUACAGUUUUGAAUUUUCUUGUGUUAUUGUCUUCCUUGGUGGGUUGGGCAAACCAAUUUCCCGAGCACAUGGAGCCAAGGUGGGAAUGGCCCCCAAAAGCUUGGGAACCACUUGUGUACACUGACUGGCAGGAUGUUGGCGCCUGAACCCAGGACCUUCUCUGUGCAAAGCAGGUGCUGAACUAGGGCCCCUUCCCUGAGCCUUCCUGGCUUUGGAGUCCUGCACAGCUCUGACCCUCAAUUCAACCAAUUAUUUCAUAUCCUUCUGCUGCUAUGGGGAGUGUGCCUGUGUGGCAGGAUGUCCUCCCAGGAUGACCGCAGCCCUCCGUCCCUUCUGGGAGACAGACUGACCUCAUUGCUGCCUUGCAGGGUGUUGCCUCAUUGCUGACCUCUCCUCUCCGUUCUGGAAAAAUGCCACACUUCAGCCAAUGUUGUUGUGGAUGACCGGGGAAGGGCUAUAGCUCAGUGCUGGAGCAGGGUCAGUCCUCCAUGGCAUCCUCACAUAGGCCUCUCCUGGCUUGAAACUUUGGAGAGCUGUUGCCUGUCUGUGUGGGGAAUACUGAGCUAGAUGGGCCCAAGUGUCUGACUCUGCAUAAGGCAUGUUCCACAUUAAGAUUGAUAGAAUCGUAGUUGAUCAAUAGGUAAAGGUAAAGGGACCCCUGACCAUUAGGUCCAAUCGUGACCAACUCUGGGGUUGCGGUGCUCAUCUCGCUUUACUGGCUGAGGGAGCCGGCGUUUGUCCGCAGACAGUUUUUCCGGGUCAUGUGGCCAGCAUGACUAAGCCCCUUCUGGUGAGCCAGAGCAGCGCACGGAAAUGCCGUUUACCUUCCCGCCAGAGCGAUACCUAUUUAUCUACUUGCACUUUGACGUGCUUUCGAACUGCUAGUUGGGCAGGAGCUGGGAUCGAACAAUGGGAGCUCACCCUGUUGCGGGGAUUCAAACCACCAACCUUCUGAUUGGCAAACCCUAGGCCCUGUGGUUUAACCCACAGCGCCACCCACGUCCCUAGGGGCCCAAAAUGGAGCCUCCCUAAAACAGCUUGGGGUUCUCUCCUCUUCUGGCACACACCACACCAGCCCUGAUCUGCACCCUCCUCAAGGGUUUUUACCUCCUUGAACUCCGACAAAGAGUUGCCCCAAACAUUAAGACGGUGCAGCAAUAACAAAACUUCUUCCGGAAAUAUUAGACAGUAAGGAAAUUUUAAGCACAUGGCUACAGCCUGACGAUUAACAGUGUCUGUUUCAGCGUAACUUCCUCUGCAACUUCUGAAACUGCCACACAUUUAGCAAUUCUAUUCUUGGCAGAUCCCACAAUAAUCUGAACUUCUGCAUUUAGUGAGCCGGUUAAAAAUUAGCCAUGGCUUCCUCCAUUGGUGUGUAUCUAGCCUAGGCCUUAGUGCUGAGCAUCUUACAUACAUUUACAUAAUGCAGCGCAUGGCCUUGAUCCGUUCUUAGUUGCUCCAUCUUGAGCAAUCUGCCACCCAUUUGAAAUUUUCAUUUUAAUGCCCCAGUUACUUCUCUGAAGUAAGCCUAUGCAUACAAUUCCAAAGCAGCAUCUAAGAGACCAGCUCAUUACAAAGGAUGCUCUUUCAUCCUGUUUGUUUGUUUAUACCCUAUCUGCUUGAUUCCAAAUUCCGAUCCUUCACCUCUCAGGUUUUUAGCUUGCCCUGUGUUAAUAACUUUGCCAAAUCAGGAUUUGUUCCAAGAUAAGAGCAUUUUCCAGGAGAGUUUAAUACACACAAAGUUGGAAAACCAUGUUUAGUGUGGUCGUCAUCAUCUCCUCCUCCUCCACUUUUCAGUAACACACCACUUUUGUUGUGAAGGGAAAGCAGGCCCACAAAAUCGGUAGCAUGCAAUCAGUUUGCAUUGAGACACUGCAAUGUUUUCCCAUAAAAGGUAACCAGUCCCACCUCCCCACCCCAAAUCCCAAGCUGCUAUUUGCAAUAAAUGGUAAAUUCAGGGGCAAAUAGCAGCCAGGGGAGGGCGAUUUGGGAUGGGGAAAUGGUGGAGAGACUCACUCCAGAUUUGCAGCAUGCUCCUGAUUGAGGUUCCAUGUUUCUGCUUCCUAGGCAUGCUACUUUAGGCAAUGGAGCGCAUAAAUGAGCCCUUCUGGACCAGACCAAAGGUCUCUCCAACCCAGCAUCUUGUUCUCAAAAGCAGGACUUGAGUGCGACAGCAGCUCUCCCCACUUGUGAUUCCCAGCAACCAGUGUUCAGGGGUAGACUGCCUCUGACAGUGGAGGUGCCAAACACACUAGUAGCCUCUGGAAGGCCAACCCUCUUUCUCCCUGUUCUCUCCUCCGUAGGGUGAGGAGGUAGCUAGCAUGUUUGGUUAGCUGUGGAUUGGGCCAGUAGCCCAAAGUUCAGGAAAGCUGUGAGCUGAUCUGCUUACAGCCUUCUUGUUUCCAUCAUGGCUUUGAGGUUCAAAAUAAAUGUGCCCACAGACAGUCGCUGACUCAUCUGCUGUAAAUAUGUGUGCAGAUCUAUCUAUUUUGGCCUCCCAGCAGACGGGCUGAACUUCCUCUUUCGUCCCGUGCUGCUUACUUUUUGUAAUGACUUUGUCCUUUUAUCAUUAUGCCACAGUUUUAAAAGCCCUGUUGUAAUGGGGACUAUAACUGUUUUUAGGUUCCAGGGUUUCAGGCAGUGGCGAGUAGGGUGUCUCUCCCAGCCUGAUGCAGAGACACCAGGGAUUGAGCUUGAGACUUUCUACACGAGGCCAGAGGCUCUCUUACUGAGCUGUGGCCCUGCCAUAAUAUAGUCUAUUGAGGCAUGCGCAGCUCUUGGCACCCUGCAUUGGACUAGAUUGGUUAGACUAGAUGACCCUAGAGCCUCUGAGUUCUGCCCUGUAACUCCUCCCCUAGGGAAACCUUGCUUACUGAUCACUCACCCUGAUUUGUUUGUCUGGGGAGUUUAGCCUUGGCCAAUGAUUUAUUGCCACUGAGUACACAUUACCCCAUGCUUUCCAGUGGAUCCUCUUGCAACUCACUUUAUCACAAAAAUUAUUUGGGGUAGGGCAGUGGCAGUGGCAAAAGGUUUGCUGCUCCAGAGCACUCAAUCAACUUUAGUUGUGCAACCAGGCUUUGUCAGGAUGUGAUUAAAACCCACAUCGGAAUUAGUAACCAUCUAGAAGUGCCCUUUGUACACUAAUCCUUGAGGCAGCUUCUGAAAUAGGGUAGCCAGAGAGGCCUUCCUCACCUCUGGCAAUCGUAUGGGAGGUGGAAUUUCAUCAGGUGUUACUUGUUAGGUUGAAAGUCCCUUUUCUAUCCAACUAUUAAAGCUGCAGUCCUGUGUUUCAGAAGAUGUCUUAGCUGUGUGCUCCUUAACUAAACUGCAAACAUGGCACCUCACUAAUACCGCUCUACGCAGGCAUGGCCAAACUUGACCCGCCACAUGUUUCUGGACUACAAUUCCCAGCAUCCCUGACCACUGGUCCUGUUAGCUAGGGAUAAUGGGAGUUGUAGUCCCAAAACAUCUGGAGGGCCAUGCCUGCUCUACAGCCAUGGUGAAAGGACUCCAACUCCCAUCAGGCCCUGAGCCAGCAAGAUGAAUAUUGCAUGUUCAGCUCAUAGCAUCCUCUCAUUGUGACAUUUUUUUGGUUGCACACUCCUUGUUUAAAUGUAUAGUUAUAGAUACCAAAGGUGUUUUGCAGCCCCCUUCACAGACCAUGAAAUUGGGGCCAUUUUGGUGGGGAUGGUUGCACAGUUGUCAGAGCAGCGGGGAGACUCUCUCAUAGCUCUGAUGGGACUAGCAGCCACAGUCUUGUCCAUUUGGGGGGGAAAGGCAAGCAAGCAGCUCCAAACAGGAGGCUAGAAGUCAGUACAUCUGAACUGGGAGAAUUUGCCCAAGUUCUCUUCCAUUUCUUUCCACUUUUGCUCCCUAGGGCUCUGAGGUCCGGCCAGCUCAAUUCCAGCCUUGCUAGACACAAAAUCCCAUGUCAUGGAUGUGGCCUGCAGGCCACAGACCCAAGAGAUUGCUGGUUCACAUCAUGGUGGCCUAAUUGCUGUCCCCAGCCAAGGAAACAGCAGCCCAUUUCCAGGAACCUCAGCCUGCCUCCAAGACCCUAGGCUUAUUCCUAAAAGUAUUCCUAAAUUGUUUUCUCUGAAAUAUGCAAAAGCAACAAUUAAGGUUCAACAGUACCACCCACACAGAAGUACUAAAUAACAGCUUAAUUACAUGUAAUUGUAAGCCAUUUCAGUUUUUAAACAAAGGUAUCACUCCACAAGUUGCCACAUGUCCUCAGAGGCCUCUAGCUCUGUUUUCUUGAUGUUGCCUAUGUUAUAAAGCCAUGUCAGGUGGAUUGAAAAGGAGUGGGGGGUUUUUUUCCGUUUGACUCUCUCGGAUGCCGGUUGUCAGUUUGCCCAUUAAUACUCCGCUGUGGUCUAAACCACUGAGCCUCUUGGGCUUGCCAAUCGGAAGGUCGACAGUUUGAAUCCCUGCAAUGGGGUGAACUCCCAUUGUUCGGUCCCAGCUCCUGCCAACCUAGCAGUUCGAAAGCACGUCAAAGUGCAAGUAGAUAAAUAGAUACCACUUCGGCGGGAAGGUAAACUGCCUUUCCAUGCGCUGCUCUGGUUUUGCCAGAAGCGGCUUAGCCAUGCUGGCCACAUGACCCGGAAAAACUGUCUGCGGACAAACGCCGGCUCCCUCAGCCAGUAAAGCGAGAUGAGCACCGCAACCCCAGAGGUCCUUUACCUUUACCUUUUAAUACCCCAGUAGGUCUGCAUUUAGAGUCUUCCACCCUUAAUUUCUUUUUACUGCCUGCUUUUGCCUGUUGGAAGAGCAAUGGAGUUCUUGGCUAAUGGAGGGCGGUGACUUGAGCCCUGUGAAUAAUUAGCUGUUUGGACACAGCUAAGAACAUAGCUGUGGGCUAAGACAUGGGCUAAGAACAUGCAGCUGUGAGAAACAAAAGAACCGAUCUACAUCCUCCGUGUCCCAUGUUCCCACAGAAGCCGUGCCAGUCUUUGUCUGCAGUCUGCUUCUGGUCCUCUGACCUUGGGACGUUUGCUCCGCCGCAGGUUAGCUCCUGCUCCGGACAUGAUGUGAUCUGACUUCCCUUUUUUUUAAAAAAAACAACAACAAUAUUUAUUACUUUUGCAACAAUUUAAACACACACACAAAAAAAAGAAGAAAAAAAAAAGAACAAUACAAUACAUUACAAAAACACUACAUAACACCUUAAACUAACAAAACAAAAACAAUUUAAAAGACAUCAAACAAUUUCAAUAUCUUAUCUUUCAUUCACUUAUUUCAGUGACCUCCUCACACCUCCCUUUUUGUAUUCCACUUCUGUUGAUUGUUUCAGCAAUUCCUUUCCAUCUUCCUCUGCUUUCUAUCCUUUAAUUAUCUUAACAGAUUCUAACCUUAUUUUUCCCUUUAAUACUCUAUUGAUCUAUUUAUACUUAAUUCCUUAUAACAUUUCUACUAAAGCCGUAUGACUUCAUUCCAACAUUUUUCUAACAUUCAUUAAUUUUACAGUAUUUCUGUAAAUAGUCUUUAAACUUUUUCCAAUCUUCUUCCACCGACUCUUCUCCUUUGUCUCGGAUGCGAUCUGACUUCCCACCCAAGAUUCAGAUCCGCAGGCCAGGGAGCCUUUUGUGAGAGAUCCUUUUGUUUUUUGGAGUUUUUGUUUUGUUUUUUGUUUUUGCAAAGGGAGUAUUUCUAAAAAGACAAUGCAUUAUGAAGGCAUCAUAAGUCGCCGAGUUGAGAGGGACCCCCCAGGAAUCACCUAGUCCAGCCCCCUGCAAGUCAGAAAUCACAGCUGCAGAAUACCUGGCAAAUGGCCAUCCAACUUCUGUUUGAAUACCUGCAAUGAAUCACAGAACUUUAGAGUUGGAAGGGACCCUUAAACAUUCAGCUGCAGUCUCCUUUCUUGUCCUUUGGUUUGGGUCCUCCCUUCUGGUAAAGGUAAAGGUAAAGGGACCCCUGACCAUUAGGUCCAGUCAUGGCUGACUCUGGGGUUGCGGCGCUCAUCUCGCUUUAUUGGCCGAGGGAGCCGGCGUACAGUCAUGUGGCCAGCAUGACUAAGCCACUUCUGGCGAACCAGAGCAGCACACGGAAAUGCCGUUUACCUUCCCGCUGGAGCGGUACCUAUUUAUCUACUUGCACUUUGAUGUGCUUUUGAACUGCUAGGUUGGCAGGAGCAGGGACCGAGCAACGGGAGCUCACCCCGUUGUGGGGAUUUGAACCACCAACCUCAGUGGUUUACACCACAGCGCCACUCGCGUUCUGGAGCAGCCGACAAUAAGCUGGCUUCAUCUUCCAGCCCUUUAGAUAUUUGAAGAUGGUUAUUGUGUCACCUCUCUGUCUUACUUUGCAGCUGUAUCUCCUUUGGCAGCUGCUUCAGAAUACCUGCAUGUCUACCUGGGCAAACAGCUUUUUGCUGUGGGUGGUGUGAGCAGUCACCCUCUCUGUGGUAGACGGAGGCACCUGUGGUAGAGACAGAGGGGCUUAACUAUGUCGGAGUACAUAUGAGUUUCAAAGCCCUCUUAAAGAGUGGCAAGACCCUGGCGCCUGUUUGCUUUUUCCAGUGCCAAUUGUACUGGUCCAGUUUGCAGGUUGGCCACUGUGAGAGCAGGAUGCUGGACUAGAUGGGCGCCCUUUGGCCUGAUCCUGCUGGCUCUUCUGAUGUUCUGAGGUGCCCAAAGCAUGAAGCACAAAAUCUGUGUCCAGAUGGAAAUAGCAGUGCUUUGCAUUCAUGUCUUUGCUUUUAAUGCAGACAUAUUUCAGUGGCCAAAAGACUUUGCUUUGCAUCCUGCCUGACUGGCAACGAUGGAAGGGCCAUAACUGGGAGAAAAGUAUCAGCAGAAUACCCUGUGUAGGAUGAUAUGCAUUCUGUAUCCUUGACUAAAAGCUACAGUAGCACAAAUGGGUCUUAAGAGGCUUCUGUGUGGACGAAAUGGGUCGGUCCUUCCUAAUUGUUUAUUUAAAAUCCCAAUGAGCAAAAAUGUCCGGAAGAACCAAUUAUCGCAACCAAUGUAACAAGAAGCCUGACUUUGGCUUUGCAAGAGAUUGCUGUUCCUUUGUCAACCCACUACUUAAUACUUUGCUUCCUCUUGGUCCACACAGUUCUUUCUGCUCACAGUCUGUGCCCUUCCUUCCUCCCCCUCCCUCCCCCUCUGAAUGCAUUUUGUUCCCCAGCAAAUGGAUCCUAUGACUCCCUUUGCACAGCACAAAGUGUUCAUUCUUACCCCUGCUGCAAACCCUUCUGGGCUAUCGCUGGCUUUGUGCAAAGGCCAGGGGAAAGUUCAGAGGGGGUGCAGGGCUCGCUGAUAGGUUUGACCCAAGGUGACCAGUGAAUGCAGAACCUCAGCGGACCCUGAUAGGCUUUAUCCAGGGUGCGCUUCCUCAUGCCAUACGUCUGGGGAACUUGCUUCCACUGGAGGCGAUGAUGGCCGCCUACGUGGAUUGGGCGGAAGGAUGGAGGGCAAGGGGAUCAAUGGCUGCUAGUCACAGUGGCUCUGCUGUCUGCAUGCUUCUGAAAACCAGUUGAUGGAACCCCAGGAGGGGAGAGGGGUCCUGUGCGCGGGUCCUGCUUGCAGGUUUCCAAUUUGGGCAUCUGGUCGGUGGCUGUGAGACGAGGAUGCUGGAGCAGAUGGGCCAUUGACCUGAUCCAGAAGGCUCUUUUCAUGUUUUUACCAAUGAAUGGAGACCUUUGGCGGACAGUGAUAGGCUUGACACAAGGUGACCAAUGAACAGAGACUUUGGGGUAUGGUUACCAGAUGCCCCCGUUUCCUGGGGCAAGUCCGGGGCAAGUCCCGGAUUUACAAAUAUGUCCCCGGACAAAAUCCGUCCCCGAAUUUCAUUUAAUGUCCCCUGAUUAAUAUUUUAAGUGUUGUUGAUUUAUUACGCCCUCCCUUCAGAUGUGAAGGAAAUAAGCAGCUAUCUUUAAAAGACAUCUGAAGGCAGUCCUGUUUAGGGAAGUUUUUAAUAUUUAAUGCUGUAUUGUUUUUAACACUUGAUUGGAAGCCGUCCAGAGUGGCUGGGGAAACUCAGCCAGAUGGGCGGGGUAUAAAUAAUAAAUUAUUAUUAUUAGUAGUAGUAGUAGUAGGGAAUGAAUGUUGUGUGAUUGGUUCAACAGGACACAUCAUAUGGGGACUUCCGGUGAGGAAAAAUGGCGGGCGCCAUGGCAGCAAGCAGCUCCUGAAGCCAGCCAGAGCCAACUGCGCUACCAGCCUGGCUCCGGGCUGCUGAGACUGCCGCUGCUACUGCUGAGGGGGAACUGGGGGACACCUGGCGCGUCAACUGGGGGAACCGCUGACCCCUCCAUGACCAAAAUCAAGCUGGGAGUGAGAGCGCCCGGCUGACUGCCCAGUGGUGCUCCGAGACAAGUAAAAAUUUGAACUCAUCCAGUGAAGCUGAAUGUUAGAAGAUUCAGGACAGAAGAAAAAAGUGCUUCUUCACACAGCACACGGCUAAACGAUGGAGCUCACUUCCACAGCAGCCAGCGAUGGGCACCAACUUGGAGGGCUUUAGAAGAGGAUUAGAUAAAUUCCUGGGCUGCCGAGGACUCCUAGUCACGAUGGCUCUGCUCUGCCGCCACAGCUGGAGGCAGAAAUCUUUGGAAGGCCAGUUGCUGGAAACUACAGGAGGGCAGAAGGGGCUGUUGUGUUUCGAUCCUGUUUGCAGGUUUCCCACAGGCAACUGUUCAGCCACUGUGAUAACAGGGUGCUUGACUAGUUGGGCCAUUGGCCUGAUCCAGUAGGCUCUUCUUAUGUUCUUAAAGGCAAAGGGACUUCUGACCAGUGGCGGACGACUUUGGGGUUGCGGCACUCAUCUCACUUUACUGGCCGAGGGAGCUGGUGUACAGCUUCCGGGUCAUGUGGCCAGCAUGACUAAGCCGCUUCUGGCGAACCAGAGCAGCGCACAGAAACGCCGUUUACCUUCCCGCCGGAGUGGUACCUAUUUAUCUACUUGCACUGGUGUGCUUUCGAACUGCUAGGUUGGUAGGAACAGGGACCAAGCAACGGGAGCUCACCCCGUCGUGGGGAUUCGAACCGCCGACCUUCUGAUCGGCAAGCCCUAGGCUCUGUGGUUUAGACCACAGCGCCACCCGCGUCUUACAACUGGCUUAAAGCGGUUUGACUUUCAGAUAAGAGGGAGCAUUUUCUCCUGUCCUCAUUAUUUUUUCCUUCUGCUCAUUUUCCUCUUUCCUAGGCUCUGCUUUUUUCUGCUAUUGCUCAUUUCCUCGUUAUCUCGGCUCCACAUUCCUGCAGACUAGAAUUUGGGAGUUGGCCCUCGUUCAGCUCAUACUGAAACAAAGCCACAUUCCAAGACUUGUAGACAAGUGAAGUGAGUGUUGCUUGGGCACCUGAAAACUUGUGUAGAAACACCUUUUUGGAAAACAUUUAUUUACUUUUGAUUUUAAAGGUUUGUUCCCUCCCCCCAUCCUGGGUACGCAGGUCAUAGGGAGGCCAAUCUUGGGUAGGAUUAGAGGCAGUGUUCAAAGUCUUGACUCAAAAAAAGGUUGAAUCUUAAAAGGUUCUAUUUUCUGGUGCCUAGUUUCUGGUAAUAAAUUCCUACCCUGUCUGGUGUUGUUGGACCUGCUGGGGCGGAUUCUGUGGAACCAGUCAGAGGUGUCCUUCCAGAUGUUGCUGGCCGCAGUUUGUUUCCCUGAGUGCUGGACAUGCUGGCUGGGGCCCAAUGGCUGUUGCAGGGCAGCAACAUCUGGGCGGCUGCAGGUUCCCCAUCAUGGGCUGAAUGAGAUUCAGCUGCUCAGCCUCGCUCCUCCGCCAUGGGGGUCAUAAGUGCCUAGUAGGUAGAGGAGGCAUAAAGUUGCCUCCAAGGAAGACUGGAGGGUGAGGGCAGGAAAUCCCACUGAUCAUCUCCUUGCCUUUGGGACAUCUCUGUCCUUGAAGCCAGUCUGGAAUAGUCCAGGAGCGUAGGAAGUUGCCUUAAUCCCAGCCAGACCAGCGGUUUUCUUAGCUCAGCAGUGUCUACACGGACUGGCAGCAAGGGUCCUCCAAGAUUUCAGACCAGGAGUCUCACCCAACCCUACUUGGAGAUACUGGGGAGACCCCUGAACUGCCCUGAGACCCCCCUGGGUAUAGGGUGGUAUAUAAAUUCAGUAAAUAAAUAAAACCUGGGGCAUUUUGAGCCGCACCCCUUCCUUUCUUGGCAAGCCAGAUUCUGCAUACAAUUUUAAAGCCAAAAUAUUGUUCAAGGAUGGAUUUCCUCCCCUUUCCAAACAGAGUACUGAUCCAAAACUUAGCAAUUAAUGUAAAAGCAGGAGCUGUUUUUCAGCACAGCCAAGGCCUCUGCAAGAGCUGUCCAGCUGUUCUCCCCUGAGGUGGUGACACAUCUCAGACCACAGCAUAUUUCAUCUAAAUAGGAAUAAUGUGGUGAACCCUAGAAAGAUGAAUAAUAUACUUUCUAGACGUGGUUUUGGGCAUAAAUAUUUAUUUACGGUGCUGGGAGUGGGCGCAGAGGCCUCCCAGCUCUGAGAAAAACUAAACAGCUGAAUUGACACAAUCACCAUAUUUUUUAAUGGCUGUAAGUUGUUUUCAUUUGUAUUUAAUGUUAUUUUUAAUUCUGUAACCUGCCCUGGGACCUUAGGGUGAAGGAGGGGUAAUAAGUAAUAUCAGAAGGUUCCUCCAUAAGCACCAACUGUCCUAAAUCAAUACCACCUUUUUGGGGGGUCUUCAUUUUUGCCUUUUUGGGGAGUGGCACUAUUGCUAGUCAGCGUGGACCUGUGUCGGUCAACCUUGGGUCCUCAGAAGUGGUUGGACUACAAUUCCCAUCAUCCUUGGCCAGCUUAACCAAUGGUCAGGGAAGGUGAGAGGUGUAGUCCAACCACACCUGAGAGACCCCAGGUUGAAGGCCCUAUGGAGCUGGCUGGGCCAAAGGUCUGAGUCAGUAUAAGGCAGCUUCCAAAGCUGUUUCAUUUUUUACAAAUGAGAACUCACAGUUGAAAUGGUUCCAUGUCCCACAGCAGUCCAAUUUCCAUACACUCACUCCCAAGUCAGGAAAAAUGCUUUCCCCUGCCCAAGAUGACUCUAAAUACCAAAUUGACCACAAGGCUUCCAGCUCUGUGAAAGCUUCCCCGGUCAGUAACCCCUGGCUGCCUGCCUGAUUGGAAAGAAACUGGUGCAUUAUCUGCUAAAAGGGCAUUUGUGCAACGUCUUUGGUUUCUUGAGAUGCAUAACAAUGGUGGAGAAGAGUUGCAUGUCCUCUAACAUUUUGCUGAAGAUAAUUGCGGGGGCCUUUUGCACACUUGUUAGCCCUCAGCACCUGGUCCUGGAGGCGCUGGAUGCAGCAAGCUUGCUGAUGAGCAGAUGAAAGAAGGGUGUGGGCUGUAAAUGCAGCCAUAAAAUUAGUAAUGAAUAAUAGAAAGUCAAUAUCUAACCUGUUUGGUACUUCAAGUUCAAAUGAGAUAACGAACAUUCUAAUACUACUUGAUUAUAAUGAAACAUCAAAGUGGUGUGCUAAAAAUAAAACAAUGGGGGCUGUGCAACUAAUUUUUACCCAGAGUCGAAAUGGAGUAACUUUGGAAAGGGCAUGGCUGGCUUUAAAACAGGAGCACUCUGGGUUGUGACUCGGACAGACUUACAUUUUAAUCCUAUGCACACUUUCUUGGCAGUCAGCCCGCUUGAAAUUCCCACUGAACGUGUGAUUUCCAUAAUAGCAGGGAUAGUUUGAUCUUAUACUGGCCAGUUCAUGAAUCAAUCUAUGUUGACUGCAAGUAGCUCUCCAGGGUCUCAGGCAGGGAACAUUCCCCGUGCUGCCUGGAGACGCUGCUGGGAUGGGGAUGGGGCUGAACCCUGGACUUCCUGCUGUCAGGCUUGGCCUGCUCAGCUCUCCCAUGGAGGUUUUGAACUUGAGGGAUCAACUGGGAAGAGGAGGAGGUGGCUGUUUGGACAUGUGGGUUAGAAGCGUCUUGGUUCUCUGCUUGCCAAUGUGCCAUUAACUCCCCAGUUGGCUUUAAAAGAGGAUUAGACAAAUUCAUGGAGGAGGCGAGGGCGAGCAGCAGCUUCUGAGCAGGAUGGCUUUGAUCCUGCUUGCAGGUUUCCCACAGGCAACUGCGAGGAGAGGAUUCUGGACUCGAUGUUCUUCUGCCGGCUCUUCUGAUGUUCCGGAUGAAACGGCUCAGGGUGUGUCAGAUGGUAGCCUCUACUUAAAAUGGAGCCACAGACCAAGCUGUUAUUACAUGUGAUGCAAGGGAGGGUGAGCAGGUUCGGCCUUGAGCUGACCAUGUGAUUUUAAUUUGCUUUGCCCUGAAUGCAGCCACUGUAAUGAUAGACCAGGCAUUUGAGGAGACGCAACUGGGAAGAGACAGUGGGUUGACGGGCAAGUGGCUUUGCUGUUUUCGAUGAGAAGAGCCCCUGUGCCUCAGUGUGCGAUGUGAUGUGAUGAUGAACACCCCCAGUGUGGAGAGUUCCAGCUCUGGGGGCGCACGGUGUAACUAGAGGUCAAAGUUGAAAAACAGCAGACCAUGAAAUUAUUUUUUAAAAUGGACAAAAGUUAACCGUUUUAAGCACAGAUAUGCACAAUAAAAUCACUCUCACAGGAGGCUAGAUGGUUUUGAAAGAGGAUUAGACACAUUCAUGGAGGAAGAGAGGCCUGUUGAUGGCUACUGGCCAUGUGUCCAUACUCUGCCUCCACAGCCAGAGGCAGGGAUGCAUCUGAAUACCAGUUGCUGCAGGACUCUUGUGCUUGAACCCUCCUUGCUAGUUUCCUGUUGGGGCACCUGAUCAGCCCCUGUGAGAGGAGGGGGCUGGACUAGAUGGGCCCUGAUCCAGCAGGCUCUUCUUAGGUAAAGGUAAAGGGACCCCUGACCAUUAGGCCCAGUCGUGGCCAACUCUGGGGUUGCGGCGCUCAUCUCGCUUUAUUGGCCGAGGGAGCCGCGUACAGCUUCCGGGUCAUGUGGCCAGCAUGACUAAGCCGCUUCUGGCGAACCAGAGCAGCGCAUGGAAACGCCGUUUACCUUCCUGCCGGAGCGGUACCUAUUUAUCUACUUGCACUUUGAUGUGCUUUCAAACUGCUAGGUUGGCAGGAGCAGGGACCAAGCAAUGGGAGCUCACCCCGUCGCGGGGAUUUGAACCACCGACCUUCUGAUCGGCAAGUCCUAGGCUCUGUGGUUUAACCCACAGCAUCCCUCUUCUUAGGUAGCCUUGCCUAAAUAAAUAACAUCUUAGCAGGCAUCAAUUGGUUCCUGCUUAAGCAACUGGAUGAGAUCAUUUCCUGCAGGGAGGAGAUGCACCCUUCCCGGAAGGAACCUCUGGCCGAGGUUGACCAUGCAAGCCCAUCCUCCUGGCAAAAGGGACUGUGCGCCAGGCGAAGCUUGCCCACCUGGUUUGACCCACGUUAUCAGUCUCUCUAUUACGUGAGGCUCACAGUUGGGGGACAGCCAGCCCCCAAAUAGCAAUAGAGUGUCAGUAAGUUGGGACCAGUUUACCUGCGAGAUUGCCUAACCCCACAUGCUCCCACCUGGCCACUUCAGCCUGUGGAACUGGCCCUGUUGCAGGUGCCACAUAUGACCCAUUCCACGUUUGUAAGAUACCACUCUGGAACUCCCUGCCUGUUGACAUCAGUCUGGCCCCUUCACUGCACUCUUUUCAGCUAAAGGCAUCUUUCCCCAGGUAAGCCUAUGCAGGCAUUUAGAAAGCUGGUGUGAGUUUUAAUUAUUAUUGUUAUUUUAAUUUUUUGAAAGUCUUAAAUGAGUGUCUAUUUCUUAUUGUUUAUCUCUUUUUUUGAAAGAGCUUUGAGGUUUUGGCUUUUGUUUUUGUUUACAAUCAAGCAGUGCAUAAAUAUCCACAUUUUUACAAAGCCUUUUUUCCCAUUACAAGGGGAGGUUUUCACUGUCUCUCCCUGGUGCCACAGCCCUGUGCCAAAUUGAACCCCGUGCCCUGUUCCUGAGCUGCUUUUAAGCAGAGGGGAAAGACCCUGGGAGAUCCAGUCAUAUUUAGCCAUGCUCUUCCUGCUACAGACAGACCUUGGCUGCUUUUGGCUGCUGAGGCAGGAAACAGCUGGCUCUCUCUGCGCAUAAUCCUGCAGGCUUCUGUCCUCUGACAUCCCCUGGGGCAGGGAAGGUGGAGAGGCUCUGAACCCCCAGCUCACACUUCUUGUUUCCUCUGCUCUUGCAGCAGAGAGAGGGAUCACAAGACUCUGCUUUUGAGGGAAGGAGCCAGGCCUCUUCGUUUGACUCCCCACCUCCUGGGUCGCCUUCUUCCUGGGAGGGCUACCCAAACAGGCUGCUCUGUGGUGCUCACCUUCUGAGCCCUACAGCAUGGAUCACCGCCAGCCCACCCAUGAGGCCGGGUGUGAUGACUGCCUUGGGCGGCAGGAUCCACAGAGGCAGUGUCUGUGUGAAGUUAGUUUCACUUUUCGCCGAAAGCUAGAGAGAGCGAGUGCAUGGCACAGCAUGUGUCCAAGUUCGGAUGGACUUCUUUGUUUGGCUUGUAAAUAAACGCUGUUAAAGAGAGAAGAACAGUGUCUGGACUUUCCUUUCCUCCUUCUCACACAGAGGCAACCACUGCUGCUCUGUUACUGCUUGCAGACGUUAUCCACAGAGGCUUGUGCAGACAAAACGUGCAGAGUUUUUGCACAGAGGAAACGCACUGGACAGGCAGAAGUUCCACAGGUGCUGCUGGUUUCCCACUGUUAUGUGCUGAAGUUCUCACCCUGGGCCAGCAGGGGGAUACUGUAGAUAGUUUUCACUCAGGUCCACAUAUGCAAAUAAGGAAUUGAAAGUGACGUUCAGUGACUGGAUAGUUACAGAAAGUUGUUACUGUUGCGUUGUACUGGAGCUCUAUAUAAGCAGGCUGGCUGAACCCUUCAGUUCAGUUCUGUUCUGGCCUGUGAAUAAACAAGAGCUUUCUGAAGAAUUUCUGUGUCGUCUGAUAUGUUCACCCACAACUUAACACCCAUUCCCAGGGAGGAAAUGGCCAGAGCUGCCCUCUGGGGUCUCUCGGCAUCUGCACCCACCUGGUGUGAUUCGGAGCUUGUUUUCUGCUGGCGUGGAGGUCAGGAUCUAAAGCGGGGGACAGAAAGGUUUACCUUGCCUGGGCUGGUUCACUCCAGUGGAGAUCCCCCUGUGGACUGGAUUGUGUGUGCGUGUGAGUGCGCGUGCCCACGAUUUCUGGCCUCUGUGCAGAUGCGAUUUCCGGUGUCUGCAUCUGCGCAUUCCUGCAUUCUAGCGCUGCGCCAGUGAGUCCCCGCGCUGCGCCAGUGUGGUGUGGUGUGGUUAAGAGCGGUAGACUCGUAAUCUGGUUAGCCGCUUUGAGACUCCUUUGGGUAGUGAUAAAGCGGGAUAUCAAAUCCAAACUCCUCCUCCUCUUCUUCUUCUUCUUCGCCGCUGGUUUAGCACAGCACGCAGGGACUCGCCGAGUGGGCAGCUCCGUUCGGGAGUGGCUCGUGGGCCAGUUAAACGACCCCUGUGGGCCGCUUGUGGCCCAUGGGCCUUAGGUUGCCGACCCCUGAUCUAAUGCAACAGAUUCAAAGGAGAAGAAAGUAGAUUCCAACUAAACUUCAGGAAGAACUUUCUGAUGGUCAGAAAGCUGGCAGUGGAAAGGACUCAUUUGAAAGGUGGUGACUCUCCCUUUGCUGGAGGUUUUUAUGCAGAGUUUUCAGAAAUCACUGGGGAGGGAGAUUGAUGGUCAACCUCCCCCGGGAAUUGUAUCUCUGUGAGGGGGAACAGGGGUCUCCUUCUGAAGUCGCCACAAGCUGUCUAUGCGGCGCAGCUGGCUAUGGCCCUCUGUUAGGAUUAAAAUUUGCCUUUGCAACUUUUCUGCCUGUAGAUUUAGACCCUCUUCACUUGCCAAGCAUUUAACUUGUUUGCUUCUAGGAAUGCACUCCUUAAAAAAAAAGAAACAACCCGCAGCUUUUACUAGAUUUACACAGGUCAGAGGGCCACGAGUAUCUGACAAGGGGCUCUUAGAUCCCAGCUGGCAACGUCAACCACCAGGCUGGCAGUGACAUUUUAAGAAGCAAUGACUGCAGGGUGGUUUGUAUGGGGAAGUGUUGUUCAGCUGGCUGGGCAGGACUUGGCAGCUUUAAGGAAGGAAGCAAUAAAAACGUCUGCGCUCUGCAGUGACAGAGAGAGAAAAUUGCAAGCACUUUGCCUGCUUUGUGGGAGACACUGGUUGCUCUUUCCCCCACUGAAUCAGGCUGUUCUGAGCCAUGUCGUCGUGUGCUGCCUGCCCCCUAGCCUUUGUGCAGCUAUGACAUCCAUCAGGGGCACGUGGCGGCUUUUCUGUGUUCUGUUGUGUGUGAGUGACCACAUUCCCUCCCCCAGCCACCAGUGUCACUUGUUCGGCACUCCUGACUGAAUUGCCAAAAUGCCAGGAGAACAAAGGCCAUCAUUUUAUUUUUGCAGACACACACUUAGUAAGGCACCACUAAGCGCCUUGUUCGAGGCUUAUAGCUGGUGGAACAGAAAAGACCAUGAACCUUGGCGAUGGGCCCCUCCAGAUGGGUAGCAGCUGGUGGGGCAGGGGAGGCUUAGUUCACCUCCUGAGAGAGGGGUGAGGCAGUGGCAUGGUCAGCCCAGUGCAGACACACCGGCAGAGCCAAUCUGGUGCUCCUGCCCAUGGGUUUGCACUCUGCCAGCCUUGCUACUGGUUUGCCAUGAUGGGGAGUAAUGAUGGGGAGCGAACCACAUACACCAUCUUGAGGUCCUUGCAAAAAAGGUGAGAUCAAAAUGCAAAAAAUGGAAAUAAAAAUCCAUAAAUAGCAAUAUACAGUGGUACCUUGGUUCUCAAACUCAGUCCGUUCUGGAAGUCCAUUUGACUUCCGGAACGUUUGCAAACCAAGGCGUGGCUUCUGAUUGGCAUUGGAAACAAUGCCAACAGCCAAAACGGACAUUUGGCUUCCAAAAAAUGUGCGCAAACCGGAACACUUACUUCUGGGUUUGUGGCGUUUGGGAGCCGAUUUGUUCGGGAGGCAAGCUGUUUGGGAACCAAGGUACCACUGUAAUAGAUUAUUUUCACUAAUACAUAUGCACUCUUUAUCCUAGUAUAUGCAUUUUUGGCUGGAAAAACCACAUUACAAAUUCCAGAGAAUUUCUAAGGAUGGUUGUGUUUGGGAGGAGGAGAGGACAGGAGAAAGAAAGAGAGAGAGAGAGAGAGAGAGAGAGAAAGAAAGAAAGAAAGAAAGAAAGACUCUGCAGUUCUAUGGGGAACAGAAUCGAAUUUCUCCCACCUCUCAAGGGAUUGGCAAUAAGGCGCAUCCUUUGCAGGCUGUCAUAUCUGCUAUGAUAAUGAGGGUUUCCUUCCCCUCCAAUUAUAAGCAGUGACUCAGAGACCUCAAGAGAAGAAAGCUUUGCUGCCUCUUGCCAGAAUGAGGUAAUAUUCCCUGGGUAGACAGGAGCCUGACGCGAGGCUCCUCUGAUUCCGAAGGGUGUGUGUUCGAAUCAAACUUUGGUUUCCAUAGAGCUGUUUGGCCUUUCUCAGUCCCUAGGCAGUGGGCAGGAUGGGGUGAGCCUUGUUUUGGAAGACAAGUCAUUAGCCAAAAGGUUUGCCGACAGGAGGGGGCGAGGGAGAGAAGGAAGAUCCCUGGCGUACUAUUUAAAAAACAAAGGUGAAUAGUGGAAAUUGGCCCAUGAAGCUUUUCAUGGUGCAGUGCUUGAAAUGUGACCUGCUUCUGUUCCCAGUGUGAUCAAAAUCAGGUGAGCGGCGAGAUCAGUUGCGCGGUCUGUGCUGUCCUCACACACUGCAGCGGGUUGGACUCGAUGACCACUGGGGAUCCCUUUCAGCCAUGCAGUUCUUGUCAGGAGCUCGUCCUACACUCGAGUAGGACCCUGGCAGAGACACAUGCCCAACUGACAUGUUCUCUCCCUCCUGGUCGAUCGUUCGGGAGCUUCCAAAGCUUUCUUCUGCCCGAACAUCACAGUGACUGAUGCCAGCAGACACCGGCACACUUAGGGAUCUGCAGAGUCUGUGCAGUUCGUGUGGCAGACCUCAGCAACUCAGCAUUUUGGCUAAUCUACUUUAUUUACAUAUAAACACACACAGAGCACUGCAACAUGGCUCCCCUUCUCUCUAGCAUCAGACAGCAAAGAGAAAAAAACGAAGGACAAUAGUCCCACUUCACAGAACACAAUAACAAAAAAUUCCUGUCUCCGUCACUUCCCACUCUGUGGAGUCAAAACAUGUCAUGUACAAAAAUCCCAUGACUGCAAUCAUGGAGCAGGAAUUCUAACAGUUGUAUGAUUCUGUGAAACUUUGCCCAUGCUGGGGAGCAGCAGGCCCAGAGGUCAGGAUUUAACAGGUCCUGAUGGGCAGGGAUGGGGCCUCCAGUAGUGAUGACCCCCCUUCUGCUGGAUAUGCAAGGAUCCCCGAGCCCUAGUGGUGCGGCAGACAAGUGCCAGAAAGUGCAACUGCAGCUUGAUGCGAUUUGGGAAACUCCCUCCGUCUCCCAGAAGAUCGUGCCUGGUUCCAGCGGUAGUUGUCACACUUCUAGCACAGGAGACGGGAUCCUGUGGACCCACCAAAUGUUGCUGGGCUCCCAGUUAUGGUCACCCUGAUCCACUGGCCAUGCUGGCUGGAGCUGUUGAGAACUGGGGUGCAAUCAGACGACAGACACAGAUAAGAAACAACACUUUAAUAACCCAUCAGGCAAUGCAAAACACUUACAAAGAUACAGCAUAAACCGUUUCAGCUCAUCUGGUAGCAGAAGUUCACUCAUUCUCUGUCACUGUUCUCAUCCCAAAGACUUCUGUAUGCAAAGGCGGCACAACUGCAUCAAGGAGAAGGACCCUCAAUGAAUUUGCAAUACUUGCUGCUCCCCGGGCACUGGCAACCCAUGCUAUGCUACUGCCUGAGCUCAAGGGCACUCUGCCCACUUCUGUCCGUCGUCCCCCCAAGCUGGUACUCGAGGGCAUACUGCCUCCCAGGGCAGUGACAGACUGUGGGCGCUCAACUUUCAGUGGUGUCCUCCCCGCUCUGUUAUACAACAUUAUUGUGCCGCCCCCUCCAUCACAGCGCCCAGUGUGGUUGCACUGGUCGUACAGUGGAGUUAGAACACACCCAUUGUGGCCGUGUCCUGUGAGCUCUGCUUCCAGCUUCCAGAGUUGCAGCUUCCAGAGUAGAACUGCGUGGUGUUAUUAUUUCUCCACCCACCCAUCUAGGAGCUGGGUCAAGUAGGAGGAGGAAGAGUUGGCAAGUGGGCUUUUUGAUAUUGGCAUUGUUUUGUUUUGCCCCGGGGCAAGCUGCUGUUAUGCCUCUGCUCUCUGUCUUUUGUGGCUAAUUGUUCUGACCUACUUCCCAGGAUCAGAGGAGGCUGGGAGUGCCCGGCGGGAACAUUCUGGAGGGAACUGGUUGUGUUUCAAAGAGGAAAAUCGCUGUACACAAACAGACGUCCGUUGUAGCCAAGUCCUCAGUAUAGGUAUAGAUUGCAGCUGAAAGCUGCAUACAGGACUGUGUGCCUCACAAAGGACAUUGCCAGAUUGUGAAUUAAGUAAUCAAAUACUAGGUGUGUAGCUCCACCCCUCCUCCUGAAGGAGUGCAGGGUGGCAAAUACGUCAAAACCGGAAUGCAAUGGAAACUUCUAACCAAUAGCUUAAAAACAACCUUCUAAAAAAAAGUUUACAUGCUUUAAAUAAACCCCAAGCCAGUCACCUCACAACUAAUAAUUUAUGGUUUGGCAGGAACAGAUUUUUCCACUAACAGAGGCCUGGGGAAAUGGGAAUGUUGUUUGAAUCUUCUUCAAAUAAGUUAAUGGAGGAGACAGGUGCAGUUUGCUGGGGGGCGGGGCAUUCCACAAACCGGGAGCCACCACUGAGAAGGUGCCAUCCUGCAGGUCCCUCCCCAUGAGGCUGAUCGAGAGACAAGCAGGGCAUGUGGGUGGCCUGAUAACUUAGAUGCAUCACAAGUUCCAGUUGGGUGUGUGCCUGCAAACAGCCCAGUGCAGAACAUUCCUUCCAGACUUUGGAAAUGGCAUUGGAUCCAAACUACAAGAAAGAAGAUUCCACCUAAACAUUAGGAAGAACUUCCUGACAGUAAGAGCUGUUCGACAGUGGAAUUUGCUGCCAAGGAGUGUGGUGGAGUCUCCUUCUUUGGAGGUCUUUAAGCAGAGGCUUGAGAACCAUAUGUCAGGAGUGCUCUGAUGGUGUUUCCUGCUUGGCAGGGGGUUGGACUCGAUGGCCCUUGUGGUCUCUUCCAACUCUAUGAUUCUAUGAUUCUAUUCUAUGAUUCUAUGGGUGCUGAUGGGAAAGCUGCCUUCAAAGGAGGCGCUGGUUUCUAGAACCUAGAGGAUAAAGAGUAGUAUCUGAUCAUCUCAGCAGAAUAAGAACCUAAGGAAAUGUGAUGUGCAAGCCUAAUAGGGUUCCUGGGAUUUUUGACCCAUCCCAUGUUGUUGUUUUAAGUGAACCAACCAGGUUCUCUCUUCUUGGACAAUCAGAUGGAGCAGGGCAUCUUUUUGGGUGGGGUCACUUUUCUGAAUUUUGCAAUUUGGCUCUUGGCUCAAAGUAUCUAACUGCAUAUUUAGGAUUUUUUAAAAAAGUACAUGCCAAAAUAAUUGUAGAUGUUUGUGCUGUUUUCAACCUCAGUAAAUUGGAAACGGGAUGCUGUCACAGGACAGGAUGCCCUUCUGAAUGGAUUCAUGAGAAAUGGAUGCUGUAGAGCAAAGUCUAAUGUAUUGACUCUGUCUGCAGACUAAUAAAAUCGAACGUAUUGAAUUUCUCCACAGGCCAAAGCAAAGACGCACACACAUACCUCUAAAUAAAUAAAAGGAUUCUUGCAUUCCAGGGGGUUGGACUAGAUGACUCCUGGAGUUCCCUUCCAACUCUUUGAUUCUAUGAUUCUAUGUUUCUAUGUAAUAACAUCUCAAAAUCACGUCCCCUCCUGCAUUUGGCUUUUAUUUUAUUUUUAAUUUUUUUGGGGCCAGUGAUUUUGGAGUGGAACAGGUGUGGGGAGUGUUUGAGUCCUAGAAUCAUUGAACUUCAGAGUUUCAUCUAGUCCAGCACUCUGCAAAGCAGGAAUUGCAGCACAAGAAUCCCCUGCAGGUGGGCAUUCGACCUCUCUCUCAAAAUCUCAAAAGAGGAGGAGCCCCCCACCUUCCAAGGGAGGCUGUUCCACUGUCAAACAGCUCUUACUACCAUGCUUCAAAUAAAUAAAAGGUAAAGGGACCCCUGACCAUUAGGUCCAGUCGUGGCCGACUCUGGGGUUGCGUCUCUCCUCUCGCUUUACUGGCCGAGGGAGCCGGCGUACAGCUUCCGGGUCAUGUGACCAGCAGAACUAAGCCGCUUCUGGCGAAACCAGAGCAGCGCACCGAAACGUUGUUUACCUUCCCGCCGGAGUGGUACCUAUUUAUCUACUUGCACUUUGACGUGCUUUCGAACUGCUAGGUUGGCAGGAGCAGGGACCGAGCAACGGGAGCUCACCCCGUCGCGGGGAUUCAAACCGUGACCUUCUGAUCGGCAGGCCCUAGGCUCUGUGGUUUAGACCACAGCGCCACCCGCAUCCCCACAAAUAAAUAAAUAAAUAAGAGCAAGUUUAAUAAGUAAGCGAGCUCCCUUGGAAUGCCCCUGCUCCUUGGAAAUAAAACUAUUUCCAAGGAAUAUAGCUGCUUGGGGGGUGGAGCGGUUUGGGGAGUGUAGGACCAGUGGUUACAGCCAAAGGUGUAAAAGACCCAUGAUCUUCCAGUGUUGGAGGAUUCAAUCUGUCACCAUCCCUGACUGCUGGCUGUGUCAAUGGGGACUGAAGGGAGCUCCACGCGGGAAGGGCCAUGGGUCUCUCCUCCCUGGCUGGAGGAGACCCCUGCCUGAAACCCGGGAGUGCCAUUGUUGGCAGUCAGUGCAGACAGCUGUGAACUUAGGUGGCUAAUGUAUGCUUAGCAGAUUGUUUUUCAAUGAAGCUGAGUAGCAACAGGGAGUCAGUAGUGAGGAUGGUGAGGCAAAAGACCCUGGGCCCAGGCACACAUGCAUAUUGUAUAAAGGUGCAAAGCCCUUCUUUCACACCCUGUGAAACAUAAAUGCACAGAAUUUUAAAAAAACUGGGCAACGGCCAGCCGCCUGCAACUCCCGAGCGUCCCCAGAUCAGUCAAAACAAAGGGGGAAGGAGAUCUGUACCACCGGACGUCCCUGGUUCUCCUUCGGCAGUUGCGGCAGCAGUGGCAGUCAGCAGCCCGGAGCCAGCCUGGUAGCGCAGUUGGCUCUGGCUGGCUUCAGGAGCUGCCCGCUGCCGUGGCACCUGCCAUUUUGCCUCGCUGGAAGUUCCGGUAAGGAAAAAUGGCGGGCGCCACGUCAGCGGGCAGCGAGCAGCUCCUGAAGCCAGCUUGCCAGAGCUGAGGCUGCCGCUGCCAUAUUUCCUGGGGACAGAUUUGCAAAUCCGGGGACUGUCCCUGGGAACCCGGGACAUCUGGUAACCCUAGGCUAAUGGUCUGACUCAGAAUGAGCCAGCUUCCUCUGUUCUCAGCUUCCUAUAUUCUUAAGGGUGGGAAAAACCAGUCGGUUAGGUAUGCCUCCCUGCUGCACAAUUCCUCUGUGGAAUGUCUGCAGAACCUGCCUCUCCGGAAUUGGCAAUGCGGUGUCGAAUCCUGUUUCCUUUUUGUAUUUUUGUAGGUGAGAAGAGAUUCCGGUUUGAUCCCAGGGAGGGCCACAUUGUGCUCUUCCAUGAACAAGGGGCCCCCUCGGUCUUUGUGGGGACAGUCGGCACGCUUCAUUACUACAACUUUGAGAACUCCACCAGCUUUACGGUAGGGAGAUGGAGGACAACGCUUCACAAAUUUCUUUUUUGUUUUUAACUUUUCAUUUAUUUAAUUCACAAAAAGUGCAAAUGUAACAAAAGGGAAGGGAAAAGAAAGAAUCCGAAAUUUAAGCCAUGAAAUAUACAAAGUACAAAGAUACAGCUCCAAAGGAAAAGUAUUAACUCCUACAAAGAUUCACUUUACAAAUAAAAAGUAUAAAAACAGAAGCAUCUUCCACCAGUGAGUUCCAUCAUCAUUGACAAUAAAGGUUCUGUAAAGGCUUCGGUUUCCCAGAUAUUCACGUAAACUGGUAGCACUGAGUCACUACAUGCCUCAAUAUUUGUAUACGGAAUAAAAUCAUGUCAUAUGUUAAAAAACCAGUCAUUUGAGCUCUGCCCUUUUAGUUUAUGAGAUACCUUUUCAAGAAGGGCAAUUUGCCAAACCUCGAAUACCAACUGGUUUCCCAGGAAACGCAGCCCGGGGUGCUGUUGAGAGAUGAGAAAAAGGUUGCUUACUUUUCAAAUGGAGUGUUAGGGGAGGGGUAGUACCUCUGGUGGGGGACACGUUGUGCUCCUUCUAGGGUAAUUGUCUACCUUUGGUUCCCACCCUGCACACAGCUCUCCCCUGUGGUUCCUAGAAGCUGUCAGCAGGCGACAGCGGCCACAUUCCCAGGAAAUGGCUUUGACUGGCCAGCUAAACCAGGUGAGGGCAGCCAGUGAGUCUCAAACCUUCAGUGAGUUAGGGACCUGCGCUGCAUGCGAAGACAGACUCCGGCAGACUGAGCAGAUGAGACCAAUUGUGGGUCAAGCGGUCAAGAAGGCAGUUUCUGCAUGUGCUGUAGAGGGAAGUGAGGAUCAGAUGGGGCUCAUCAACCUGAGAAGGUAGCCCAUCUAGGAGAAAGAAAUUUUGAUCCUAAGCUUCUACUGCCUUGUGGGAUAUCUUUGGGAGAAGAAAAGGCUAAGGAGUAAAGCCUACACAAAUCCAGAGUCCCUAAAACAGUUGGGUGGCACCUUGUACGCCUCCUUCCGGCAAUACCUGCAGCCAAGCUGGUGCCAAAGGUCUUGCUCUGCUUUCCUUUGGACCCCAUCAGUGAGGCCAAGAGGGGGUCUUGUCUGGGCAGCCCAGGACCUCCAAGCACACUGACCAGGCCUGUGCCCCGAGGAGGUCACUUUGGUGUUGCUCACACAGUGGUUUGACUUCACCUCCAGAGAAGACAGAUGGCAACAACUUUUCAAAUCCUGCUCUGUUUCCAGUUACAUUUUAUUCAGAGAAGACUCCUUCACCAUCUAAGCACAGAUUAGAUCUUGGAGUUGUAGUUUCCAUUUUAAUUCAGAAUAAUCCAGCCGUUUGGAAGUCUGCCUAAAUUUGGAAAAGGGUCUCUCCUGUCAGUUUCAUGUCAAACGAAUGUUCUUCUUGCAGACUUGGAAGAAUCAGUUCCCUCAGGGAGCUAGCUGGUCUGGAAAAAUGUCAAAGUCUCAAUGACAAAUUAAUUGCUUUGGUAUAGCCUCAGGGAAUGAAGAAGCUGUUAACUUUCCAGCACUCAUAAUUUCCCAGCUCUCAUGGUAAACAUCAGGACAAGUGGGACUACUGUGGCAGUGCAGAGUUCAGGCUGCCAGCCAGGCCCUCUUUGGGGAUACACUGUUCUGUUCUCCUCCCCUAGACUGUCAGGUUCCCUAUCCAGGGGAACAGCCUGGACCUUGAACCCAACCCCAGUCCCAGCAGCAAUCAUAAUUGUAGAGUUGGAAGGGAACACAUUAAUAAUCUUGUUGAAGAAUCUCUGGCAGAUGGCCAUCUGACCUCUGCUUAAAGAUCUCCACCACCUUUUGAGGAAGUUCGUUCUGCUGUCGAACGUCUCUUACCCUCAGAAAAUACUUCCUAAUGUCAUGUCUUUCAAAACUGGAUGAUGGCAGUGCAGUCUUUGUGGGACUUCCCUCACGUUUGAUCCGGAAGCUAUAGUGAGUUCAGAAUGCUUCAGCCUGGGUGCUGACACGGGUGAGACCCCGAGAUCUGUACGGGUUGCUGAUUUGUUACUGGGCCAGGUUUUGGGUGUUAUUAUUAUUAGAAGAAGUUUGUUUGUGCCCCCUCCGUCACUUUGAUCUGUGGAACUGUGGCACCUGUUACAGGUGCCGCCUAAAAUCCAGUCUGCAUUUCCUCCCGCUGUUUCUCUGUUGUGGGAGGCUGUGAACUUUUAGGCACCUAGACAAGCUGACCUAAAAAUGACGUGGGCAUCUUGUCUCCUCCUUUCAUUCAGGUGCUUGUUGAAACCAACAGGACGCUGUCCAACUGCAGGAAACAGGUAAGUUUGCUUGUUUGUUUAUAAAAGUAUUUUACCCCAGAGUAUCAUAGAAAUAUAUCGAAGAGGUUUAAAAGGUAAAGGUAAAGGGACCCCUGACCAUUAGGUCCAGUCGUGGACUACUCUGGGGUUGCAGUGCUCAUCUCUCUUUAUUGGCCAAGGGAGCCAGCAUACAGCUUCCAGGUCAUGUGGCCAGCAUGACUAAGCCGCUUCUGGCGAACCAGAGCAGCGCACGAAAACGCCGUUUACUUUCCCGCUGGAGCAGUACCUAUUUAUCUACUUGCACUUUGAUGUGCUUUCAAACUGCUAGGUUGGCAGGAGCAGGGACCAAGCAACGGGAGCUCACCCCGUCACAGGGUUUUGAAGUGCCAGCCUUCUGAUCGGCAAGUCCUAGGCUCUGUGGUUUAACCCACAGCGCCGCCUGCGAAGAGGUUUACAACAAUAUAAAACAUAGAUGUUUGGAGGAAUUGCUGCAGCUAAUCCCCCACCACCUCUAGAAAGGGGUUCUCCUUCUGCGCUGAAUGAUUCAGCAGGUGGAUUGGGCCCAGAGCUCGGUGACGGAGUAGGUGCUUUGCAUUCAGAAGGGGCCAGGUGCUGUGACGUUCUUCAUUCCCACGCCAUGGGGGGUUCCCCUUCCUCUCUUCUCCUUGGCCUGAUACUUUGCAGCUCAGAAACUCGCAAAGAGUUUCUGUCCCUCUGCUAGAUCUGCGGAUGCUUGGAGUAAAUGUGGAUUUGACAGCCAUAAGACAGAGGUCUCUCUCAGCCCAAGGGCCACAUUCCCUUCUGGAUGAUGUUCCAGGGGCCAGAUGCCAGUGGCAGGCUAAAGUGAGCAGAGUGCAGAUUUUGCCCUUGUGUAGUAAGCUAGUUUGUACACGCAGACACUAACUCUGACCUCUAACCUGACAAGCGAGUGGCAAAAAAGAGAAGAGUUCAAGGACAGAGUCCGGGUGGGCAAAACCACCCAAGGAGAGUGUGAAGCAGGCCCUGUGAGGGGGCGACCUGGGGGAGAGUUUCAAGAGUCACAUUUGGCCCUCGGGCCCUCGGUUCCCCAUCCCUACCUUCAAAUUAGGAGGUCCUUCUGUGCAGGCCUUGGGGAGACAGAGUCUGUCUUGUUGGUGGGAUCUCCAGGAUGGGAGUGGGUGGUUGGGGGUCGUUUUCUGGUCCUCUUCGUCAUAGCGGGGGGUGGGGUGGGUGGACCAAAUGACCCUUUGGGGUCCCUUCCAACUCUACAGUUCUAUGAUUCUUCACCUUAACCGCCUUCACUUCUCUUCCAGGAAAAUGCCAAGAACUAUCUCACACUCCUGGAAAAAUAUGAGGACCAAUUGCUGAUCUGUGGCACAAACGCCUGCAGCCCCACCUGCUGGAAUUUGGUACGCAGCUUCUCCUUGCCCCUCUGCCCUUUAAUCCUGAGACAUCGCUGCCGGUCACCCUACCUGAGCCUUCCCUGUGUGCCUGAUCCAGCAAGCCUCUUCUUAUGUCCUGAUCCCUGAACACUGGCUCGGCUGGGGCUGAUGGGAGAUGUGUCUGUGGGAAGGCUCCUUGCUCUAGCUGGGCGAUGUUGGCAAUGAUUGCAUCUUCUUCCUCCUGCUUUCCUCUUCCCUUGCUAUGUUUGCUCCCUUGUGCUGUUCUUCUGGAUUGCAUAUCCUUUGGGGGCCAGGAUCCGCCCUUUGUCCACCCCCAGGGUAUGCAGACGACACUUUCACCACUGCCACCAAAGUCAUGGGUGUGAGAAAAGGGGAGUUUGAAAGUCGUGUCUCUCUCACUCUCCCUGUAUUGGUGAGACCCUGGAAAGGUGGGAAAUAUCUGCUCAACUUCUCUUUUCCCUCCUCCUGCAGGUAGAUGGGAACGUGGAGCCAGGGAUCAGUGCCCAGGGUCUGGCUCCUUUUGCACCUGAUCAAAACGCUCUUGUCCUCAUCGAUGGUAAGCUUUCCUGCAUUAAUGCGGAAUGAAUUUCUGGCCCAGCAGGGACACGCAGCCAGGCCUCUCGCUGGAGCACCGUUCUCCUCCUCCUGAGCUGCUGUGCUGUGCAAACCCAGAGUUCGGGCCGUACAUUCUCUAUGGCAUUGCAAGGGGUCUUGAAGUGCCCUCCCCAGCUGGCAGGCCUCUCCAAUAAUAAUACAGUGGUACCUCGGGUUACAUACGCUUCAGGUUACAUACGCUUCAGGUUACAGACUCCGCUAACCCAGAAAUAGUGCUUCAGGUUAAGAACUUUGCUUCAGGAUGAGAACAGAAAUCGACAGGAAAAUUGGCUUCCAGGUGGAAAAAUCAAAAUUAGAAACAGAAUUGUUAGAACCCAAUACUAAGAAUCUGUCAAGAAUGUAUAACUUGCUGCUGAAAUGGAAUACUCAAGAUGAAACGGUAAAAUCGGCUAUGAUUAAAUGGGCACAGGACGUAGGACAUAACAUUAUGUUUGCUGACUGGGAACAGUUAUGGACCACUGGUAUGAAAUUUACGGCAUGUAAUGCCUUAAGAGAGAAUAUUAUGAAAAUGAUAUACAGGUGGUACAUAACCCCAGUCAAGCUUGCGAAAAUCUAUCACUUGCCCGAUAACAAAUGUUGGAAAUGUAAAGAAACUGAAGGUACAUUUUUUCACCUUUGGUGGACGUGCCCAAAGAUUAAGGCUUUCUGGGAAGUGAUAUAUAAUGAAUUAAAAAAGGUAUUUAAGUAUACCUUCCCCAAGAAACCAGAGGCCUUUCUCCUGGGCAUAGUGGGCCAAAUGGUGUUAAAAAGGAUAGAACUUUCUUUAUGUAUGCAACAACAGCAGCAAGAAUACUCAUCGCAAAGUAUUGGAAGACACAAGAACCUCCCACGCUGGAGGAAUGGCAGAUGAAACUUAUGGACUAUAUGGAAUUGGCGGAAAUGACUGGCAGAAUCCGUGACCAGGAGAAGAGUCGAUGGAGGAAGACUGGAAGAAAUUCAAAGACUAUCUUCAGAAACACUGCAAAAUUAAGGAAUGUUAGAGUGAUGUUGGAUUGAAAAUAAGUGGUUUCCAGCUGUACAGGUUAAAGUUAAGGAUAGAUUAAGAUUAAAGAUCAAGAUUAAAGAUGUUUAAAGAAAUGGAAAUUUGAUAAUAAAAGGGAAAAAUUUAAAGGUAUAUGACAUUAAGAACAAGGAUUAUGUUUAAAAAAGUUGAAGCUAUAUAUUUUAAUAUUUUAUUAAAUUAAAGAUUGGGUUUAAAAAAGUGGAAAAGAAACUGCUGGACAAAUAAUGCAGAUUGGAAUACAAAAGAGGGAGGUAUGAGGAAGUCCAGAAAAUAAGUAAUUUAAAAUUGGGAAUGGAAAAGAGAGUUUGUUUUUAAUUGUUAUGUUUUGUGUUUUUAUUGUUAAAUUUUGUAUUGUUUUUUUGUGUGUGUUGUUUUGUUUAAAACCUUAAUAAAAAAUUAUCUAAAAAAAAAAAAAAAAAGAGAGAGAACAGAAAUCGUGCUCUGGCAGCGCAGCAACAGCAGGAGGCCCCAUUAGCUAAAGUGGUGCUUCAGGUUAAGAACAGUUUCAGGUUAAGUACGGACCUCCGGAACGAAUUAAGUACUUAACCCGAGGUACCACUGUAACAAUAAAAUAAACCACAAAUUUAAUUUACAUUAUGGGCAGCCACAGCCAAUUAGGGGGCAUGUGCGGUUUUUUCAGGAACUCUCAAAAGCAAUGAAAAUGUAUAAAAAGUGAUUUACAAGCAGUUUAAGGCUGCAUAAGAAUGAAUUUGUGUUUUGUGUGUGUGGAUACACAUACAGGUAUACUUCCCACAGCCCUUUCAAAGGUUAAACAAGAUCUGCUGGAUUGCAUCCCAUUUCACACUUGAUCACAAGCAAACUUAGAGAAUUUCAAGAAAUUGGCAGCUGUGGGUCCUCAUCUCUUGUUUGUUUGUCCCCCCCCCAUCAGUCAUUUUUAAAAAUAUAUAUCUUUAUUAAUUUAAAAUAAAUACAUUCAUAUUUAUAUAUAUUAUUCCCCCUAUCAGUCUUGUUGAAUAAAUCGUGGGGGAAGCGCAGUUUUCCACAUUUGAAAAGCGGUGACUCGAGGUUUUCUGCUCCAGUUCACUGCAUCUCAAGCCAAUGGCCUGACAUUCUCAUUUCUUUCUGAGGUGGCUUAGCACCUGCGUUCCUCUUCACCACUGGUCUCUCUUCCUUUUCUCGCAGGCAAGGACAUCUACUCUACCAUCAGAAAGCACCAGUACAAUGGGCGGACACCUCGCUUCCGUCGGAUUCGAGGAUCUACGGAACUCUAUACCAGCGACACCGUCAUGAAUAGUGAGUGUGGCAGGUCUUGAAGGAAUGGGGGGGUCGGGGUCCCCAGUCUCCCCGACAGAGGGGGCUCCCCAGAUUGCUCAGCCUCUCCCUUGUCUUCCAGCACCACACCCACAAGAAUGGUUGAGGGACACUUGACUUAAUACGGCCACUCAGCAAUAGCAUGGUGCUGUCAAGGCUUCAGAGCAUUUAAUAAUAAUAAUAAUAAUAAUAAUAAUAAUAAUAAUAAUAAUAAUAAUAUCUUUAUUGUCAUUGCCCCCUUCGGGGACAACGAAAUUACUUGACUGCUCCAUAAAAACACUAAUUAAACAAUACAGUAUAAUACAGCAAGGGAGAUUAGAUGACUUUCAAAGUCAUUCCCAUUCAGGGCCGAGAUCGCUCUGGAGAAGAAGCUGUUCUUAAGACGGCUCGUUCUUGUCUUCAUCGUCCUGUAUCUCCGUCCCGACGGCAAGAGCUCGAAGAGACAGUGACUAGGAUGCGAUGGAUCUUUUACUAUGUCCAGUGCCUUCCUAUGGCACCUUGUGGCAUAAAUCUGCUCUAAGGUGGAGAGUGGGCAGCCAACAAUGCUCUCUGCUGCCUUAACAACCCUGCACAACCCCAUCCUGUCUUGGGUAGUACAGCGUCCGUACCACACACAUAAGCCAUAAGUGAGCACGCUCUCAAUGGCACAGUGAUAGAAGGCAAGCAGCAGUUUCUGCGGAAGAUGGUUUUUCCUUAGUAUUCUCAAAAAGUACAGUCUCUGCUGCGCCUUCUUCACAAGCCCCCUUGUGUUGACACUCCAGGACAGAUCCUCUUGUAAUUCAAUGCCCAAAAAUCUGAACGUUGUUACCCUCUCCACACAGACCCCAUCAAUCAAAAGUGGCUGGACGUUGCUCUUCUGUCUCCUGAAGUCCACCACAAACUCCAACCUGCCUUCUCUAGUUGAAAUUCAGGAUGUGUGUCUUUUGGCCUUCCAGGUGUGGCUGGACUCCAGUUGCCACUCCCCCCUUUGACCAUUGGCCGAAUUCAUUGGGGAUGAUGGGAGUUCAGCCCUCUGGGUUCAGCCCAGUUGGUAAAGAGCGGGUCAGGGUUGGCACGGGCAUGCCGUAUUCUUGGCCAACUGCUGCCCCGUAACUUUUCCGAAAGUGCCUGGUGGCUGCCCCUGAAACCUUUCCCAGUGACGCCACCCCAGGGGCAUUGUAGGGUGUUAAAAUGACAGCUCCCAGCCACCCAGACUCAUUCGGAGUGUUGCCACUGCCUGCUAUUUGGGCCAGAGGAACUCUGACGGGGUCCCCUGCGAGGAGAUUUCAUUGAGAAUCCUCCUCAAACCUGGAGCUGGUUUUAGUUCUUAGCUGUGAUUUCAGCAUAACAGGGGGUUGGGCUAGAUGGCCCUUGGGAUACCUUCUGACUCUGAGUCCUGUGAGUCUAUGAACCGGCUGCCAGGAGGUCUAGAACUGGAGUCCCUUCCCAUAGGGGGCAUUCACACAUUACACUGAUCCAACAAGGGUACUUCCUGUGCCCUUCUGUGUACCCCAGUAGUUGAGCUGUACGGUGAUUUGCAGGUACCCUGCAGCAAGUCUGCAUAUGCAAGAGUCAGCUGUGCAAAUCAACAGUGCGUGCUCUUUUACACAAGCAUUUGCACCCGUGUAGAGACACCUUGAAGUUAUACCUGCGUGAGGCGUAAUGAACCAGCCUUAUGAGGUAUUAACACAACAAACCUGCUCAUGGGAGGGAGGAGGAGAACCUGGAGAUUUUCAGGGCUUCCCCGCUUGGAAACUGAGCAUCACGGCCAAGGGAGAGGAGGAAGUUGCCGCGUUAAAACCAACACAACCCUUGCCCCAGAGGGAGCGGCUCAGAGCAGGUGGUAACAGCACAGUGGGUGCCUCUUGUGCCAGGAACGUCACGGUGGCAGUGUUUCCCCAGUGCCAGGAGGAUCCGCCACAGUGAGCCUCUGGUGACGUUAGUGUUCCGCUCAGCGGAUCCCUGUGGAGGACCUUUCCCCUCUGAGAUCACGUAGGGAGCGAGGGGGUUGCCAGGGGCAUUUCCAGUACACAACACAGGUGAGGCUUUCUCCUCUGCGGGGACACCUGCGUCAUGGCAGCAAGAAGAGUGAUCUCAGUUCUCCCAGGUGGGUUGUUAUGUAGCCACAUCCGCCCAUGACAGGGAGAUUUUUGCAGGCCUGGGGAAUUCUGGGAGUUGAAGAAGCACAACAUAUAUUGGGAGGGGGGCAACUCUGAGGGAGAGGGAAACACCCUUCUCCCCCAAAACUAGCCUGAUGAGGACUGAGCAUGCUCAGAGGCAAAGAGUGCUGAUUGGCUAGCUAGGUUGGGUAGGAGCAGAGCAUUGGUCUUAGUGGUUCGUUGCGCCAGGGCGCUGGCCUCUCAGGGGUGCCCUAGCGAGUCGGGGAGCUGCGUGGCUUUGCCGGCAGGCUCCCCUUUCCCUGCAUGCCCGCCAGCUGCGCCCCACCAACUAUAUGGCUGGCGGGCGUGCAGCUUUCUUCCCAAGUUUCUGCAUCUGCUAACGACAGGGUCUUUGUUCUCCUGCUUCCUAGCGAAAGGCGGCGUUCAGCCUUCCUGGUCUGCCUUCUCGGGCGCCCCAACGCCGGAGAGCAUGCCCACCAGCACAUUUUCCUGCUUAAUCGCCACCACCAUGCCAGGGAUCAGGGCAGUGGGGGAGGCAGAGGACAUUUUCCACAGCCCUCUCCCUUGUUUUGGAGUUGCCGGGGGGGCGCGCGCCGGAGGGAUCUUUGUACCACGGCGCCGGAUAUGCUUAAGACAGCCCUGCAUGUGUGGGAGACAGCAUGGAACGGCACCCCAUGGACACUCCAUGCGGCAACAUUUUGUUGCAGCUUCCACUGGCUCCAUCUGUUUGGGUUGUGUAUGCCGCCUCCUUCGCCUCCUCUCUCACAUUUGUAUUUCACCUCUCCUCUAAGGAGCUCCAGGUGGCUUACACUGUUUUCCUCCUUCCCAUUUUAUCCUCACAACAGCCCUGUGAGGUAGGUUAGGCUGAGAGUGAGUGGCUGGCCGAAGGUGACACCCCGUGAGCUUUCAUGGCCAAGUAGGGAUUUGAACCCUGGUCUCCUAGGUCCCAGUCUCCCAGACACUCUAACCACUAGGCCACACUGGCUUUGAUCAUUAACUUGUGAGAAAUAGUCACCUCAGUCUCACUGUAGUGAGAAGUUGCCGUUUCCCCCACAUACUCUGUUCAUUGUUAAGGUGGGUGCCCUUGCUUAUCUGAGAACUGCAUGUGUUCAUCGGUGCUGAGCUCUGUGAGGGGUCUCCUAACAACCCUCUCAGCACCUUUAGCAAACUACAGUUCCCAGGACUCUUCGGGGGGAGCCAUGAAACGAAACGUUCAGAAAAGGGCAGCCAAAAUGGUGGAGCGACUCCCCAUGAAGAAAAGUUGCAGCGUUUAGGACUUUUUAGGUUGGAGAAAAGGAGAGGGAGAGGCGACGCGAUAGAAGUUUGUAACGUUAUGUCUGUCAUGGUGAAAGUGGGCACAGAAAAGCUUUCAUCCCUCUCUUCGUAACACUAGAACUCACGGGCAUCCAGUGAAGCCGGAUGUUUGGAGAUUCAGAAAGGGCUUCUUCCCACAGCACAGAGUUAAACUAUGGAACUCCCUUACACAGGAGGCAGCAAUGACCACCAGCUUGGAUGGCUUUGAAAGAGGACUGGACAGCUUUAUGGAGCAGGAGAAGAAGGCUGUCCAUGGCUACCAUUCACAAUGGCUCUUCUCUGCUUCCACAAUUGGAGGCAGCGAUGCUAUAAUAGUAUUAUUAUUAUUAAUUUAUUUAUACCCCGCCCAUCGGGCUGGGCUUCCCCAGCCAUUCUGGGCAGCUUCCAACAAAGUAUUAAAAUCCAGUAGUCUAUUAAACAUUAAAAGCUGCCUUCAGAUGUCUUCUAAAAGUCUGGUAAUUGUUCUUCUCUUUGACAUCUGGUGGGAGGGCGUUCCACAGGGCGGGUGCCACUACCAAGAAGGCCCUCUGCCUGGUUCCCUGUAGCUUGGCUUCUCGCAGUGAGGGAACCGCCAGAAGCCCCUCGGCGCUGGACCUCAGUGUCCAGGCAGAACGAUGGAGGUGGAGACGCUCCUUCACGUAUACUGGACCGAGGCCGUUUAGGGCUUUAAAGGUCAGCACCAACACUUUGAAUUGUGCUCGGAAAUGUACGGAAAUUGAAUGAGCCAUGAGCCUGAUCCAGCAGGCGACUCCUAUGCUCUUAAGAUGUCUCCUCUGCCCAGACUGCCCUAGCUGAACGUCCUCCUUAGUUCCUUCCUGCCUCACGGUCUCUCUGUCUUUUCCGCCUGCAGAUCCAAAGUUUGUGAAGGCUGCCAUCAUAAAACAAGAGGAGGCUUACAAUGAAAAGAUCUACUACUUCUUCCGAGAAGAAAACCCCGACUGGCCGAAGAACGCAGCCGCCCCAAGGAAUGUCUCCAGGGUGGCUCAGCUGUGCAAGGUGUGUGUGUGGGGGUGUCUGGGAGGCUGUGCCGGGAUCUCUGGGUGCUGCAGGAGAAGCCGCGGGAUCAGCUGAAGAUCAGCCCCAGGGGCCACUUACUCAGAGUAGACUCAUUGGUGUUAAUGAGCAGGACUCCCUUGGGCUAAGUCAUGUCAUUGGGUCUCGCACUAAAUACUAGUGGUAUGGCAAGAAGUAGCUGUGGUUACUUUAGGGCCGUUUUUAGCCUGAGGGCCCAAUCCUCUCAUGGGCAACAUUCUGUGUUUGUGUGUGCCAGAGGCAGGGGUGGGGGUGAGCAGCAACUGGAGGGGGGAAUGCAAUGCUUACCUUUUCAUGGUAGGCUAUAUUCAGCCAUUCGCACACAUCCAGCUGAGAUCACACACACACAGUUGCCCAUGGUGGGUGGCAAAGGGAAUAUUUUCUUCCCCUUGAACCAUAACCCCCAGAUUCCCAGCUUCCAUCUUUUUUCAAAAAGUGUUUCUAGCAUUUGUAGAACCUAAGAUAUGAGGCAAAAUGUGCAAGUACGUGUCUACACACACAAAUGUGAUGUGGAAGCCAAGCCCUAUGAGGAACAGUUGAGGGGGGUUGGAGAACAGAAGACCUGAGAGCUAUCUUCAAAUGUCUGAAGGGUUUUCACAUGAAAGAUGGUUUUUCCCCGCUCUGGAGGGGAAACCAGUGGCUUCAAAUUACAGUGGUACCUCGGGUUACAAAUGCUUCAGGUUACAGACUCCGUUAACCCGGAAGUAGCACUUCGGGUUAAGAACUUUACUUCAGGAUAAGAACAGAAAUCGUGCGGCGGCGGCGGCUUGGCAGCAGCAGGAGGCCCCAUUAGCUAAAGUGGUACCUCAGGUUAAGACAGAUUUCAGGUUAAGAACGGAGCUCCGGAACAAAUUAAGUUCUUAACCAGAGGUACCACUGUAUAGGAAAGGAAAUUCCGAUGAAACAUCAGGAAGAACUAUCUGAUAGCAAGGGCCAUUUGACAGUAGAACGGUCUCCCUCGGGAGGUGGUGGGCUCUCCUUCCUAGGAGGUUUUUAAGCAGAGGUUGGACAGUCAGCUGUCCUGGCUGCUUUAGUUGACAUUCCUGCAGAGCAGGGGGUUGGGCUAGAUGACCCUUGAGGUCCCUUCCGACUCCACUAUUCUAUGAUUCUGUGAAACUGUGCUGCCAUGCAUUUGGCCAGCUGCCAAUCCCUGACCACCCUUCCUGUUUCUACAGGGAGACAGAGGAGGCACCGGCUCUCUCUCGGCUGCCAAGUGGACCACCUUCCUGAAAGCCACCUUGCUCUGCGUUGACUCUGACAACGACCGGCACUUUAACCAGCUUCAGGACGUCUUCAUCCUGGAGUCUGCCAACUGGUCGGAGACGAGAAUCUACGGACUCUUCUGGAAUGAGUGGUGAGUGCCUUGCUCCGUGGUGAGGGGCAAAUGAACGCUAAGGUCACAUCUACACUUGGUGGAGGGUUUUUUGUUUGUUUGUUUCUCUUAGCCCAGGGGACGCGCGUGGCACUGUGGGUUAAACCACAGAGCCUAGGACUUGCCGAUCAAAAGGUCGGCGGUUCGAAUCCCUGCGACGGGGUGAGCUUUUUCUGGGUCAUGUGGCCAGCAUGACUAAGCCGCUUCUGGCAAACUAGAGCAGCGCACGGAAAUGCCAUUUACCUUCCAGCCGGAGCGGUACCUAUUGAUCUACUUGCACUUCGUGCUUUCAAACUGCUAGGUGGGCAGGAGCAGGGACCGAGCAACGGGAGCUCACCCCAUCACGGGGAUUUGAACCUCCAACCUUCCGAUCGGCAAGCCCUAGGCUCUGUGGUUUAGACCACAGCACCACGUCCCUCCUUCUAAAAAGUUGCUUCUGAAAACUUGCGAACAUUUCAACCAGCUUCUAAGAAUUGAUCUGAUGUGUUAAGAGAUUAUCAUAGUCACUGGUGAAAAGCUUGUGUUUUUACCAGUGUGUUUUUAACAUUGUCAUUUUUCUUCCCAUAAGCUGCUUUGGUAGUUGUGCUGACAGAAAAGCAGAGCAAUAAAAAUAAAUCGGAUCCCUUGCUUCUCAUUCUUAUCCCCAGGGAAUAUUCCGCAGUCUGUGUCUAUUCCGUUGGUGACAUCAGUAAGGUCUUCCGAACUUCGCCUCUCAAAGACUACCACGAGAAACUCCCCCCUGUGAGGCCUGGGCAGGUAAGGGAUGCAAAUUUGCUUCUCUUGGUGGAUUUAUCACUGGGGCAUAUCCUCUAGCCAAGCGGUUCUCAAAGUUUUGGGGGCCACUGCCCCCUUGAUUCCACAAACUCCUCCCCAGUUCCCCCUCUCCCCUCCAAAAAGCAUUAUUCAGCAUAGCAGUUUGCAUGGGCCACUAAAGAAGAUAAUAACCCAAUUCAGAACAGUCACAGUUAAUAGCACAUUUAUUCAAAAUCCAACAAAAACAAUAAAUUGAACGAAAUGAAUGACGUUGGUCCAGGUAUACCAACUUUUCAAAGUCUGAUAGUAAUUGAGGAAGAGUCUUCAAUACCACAUUUAGUCACAACUUCACUGUUUUUAAUUCAAUGUGGUUUCCCAAUGUUUGGUUUAAAGUCACUUAGCAGGAGCCUUGAAUCCCCAGCUCCUGCCGCCCCCUUGCCUCUUAGUGCCCUACGAGGGAAUCCCCCUCCCCUGCAGGGAUCACUGCCUGCCACUUUGGGGAGUCCUGCUCUAGUCAAAGAGUGACUAGACGUGCAGAACUGAAAGGAGACUGAGAGCUGGUGACUGUGCCGUUUUUGCUGCAGUUUUGCCCGUAACUGACAAUGGGUAGUGGCGACCUUUAAAUCUGGAGGUGGGGAGUUUUUAAAAGAACUGUACAAUCCUGUUAUGCAUUAUGUAGCAAAGGUUGGGAGGUUGGGAAGAGAAACUUGCAAGCUUUCUGGGGCAAAAAUUCCAUAUCACUGACAUCUCACACAGUGCAAGCUUUUUUUUUUAAAGGAAAGCAAGUUUCUAGUGCUCAAGGCUCAGAGAAGCUUGCAGAAGUGCCUGUUGCCAGGGCAGAAGCCAGAAAGGUCCUUAGAGCCAGGAGUGGGCCAUCUGUGGUGCUCCAGCUCUCACCAUCCCUGACUGGGACCCGUGCUGGCCAUGGCUGGUGGUCCAGAGGGGGCCACUGGUUCUCCAUCUCUUCCUGGUAGGAUCCAGGGCUGGUGCAAGCAGGCUGCAGAUCCUUCUUGUCACCCCUAAUCUGGUGGCCUUAUCUGUCCCUCCCAACAGUGUCUAGAAGGAGAACAGCAGACCCCCCACGAGACCUUCAAAGUGGCCGACAGCCAUCCUGAGGUGGCACGCAGGGUGAAGCAGGAAGACAUCUUGUUUUACAGCAAGCACCGCUACCAGCAGAUUGGUGUCCACAGAGCCCCAGCAGCUGAUGGCGGCACCUACAGCACCCUGUACUUGGCCACAGGUACGGUCAAAGCUGCUCCUUGCUUGGCAUCGCUGCCCUUUGGCGUUGCUGAGCAACUUACUGCCCCUUUCUCUGAAGCCGGGGGAGGGAACCUGCGGCCCUCCAGAUGUUGACUACAACACCCAUCACUCCUGGCUGUAUGGACCAUGUUGGCUGUCGGCAGAUGAGAAUUAGGGCCCAGUGACAUCUGGGGACCACAGGUCUCCCUCUGCUCAGGCUGAGGAGCAACCAGCCCAAAGCAGUACUGGGUCAGGAUUUGACCCUAGGUCUCCUUGGGUCACAUCCGGAGGACUACAGGUCUUACCUUACAGCCUUCAUCCCUGCUCUGUCCAACCAGCAUCAUUUCCCACAUUCCCGUUACCUCCUUCCAGCUUCCCAACCUUUUCUUCUGCCCUUUUACGCAGACAAAGGAACCGUCCACAAAGUUGCUGUCUUGCCCACGGGGGCCAACAACGUCCUGGAGAUCCAGCCUUUCCUCUCUCCUGCUGGCAUUCGGACCAUGACUCUGGACAGUGAGAGAGUAAGGAAGAACCUCCCAUCUUUUCCCUUUGCCUGCUCCAGGCUUUAUUUCAUCAAAGUUCUAGACCGUUUGAUUGCAAACUGCAGGCCUCCCCUGACUUGUUCCAUACUGGGUCGCUGGAAUGAUGCUGACCCACCAGGCCAUGGCAGAACAGCAGUGGCUGGAUCAAAAAAUGUGCAAAGGAUCUGAAAAGUGCCACCUCGCCUUUUCUGUAUGGGCUGGAAGGGCCUCAUCUCAGAACAAACAUGCAGAUAUCAUAUAUUGCUAGUGUUGGAAGGGAUUGUCUAGUCCAGCAGUUCUCAACCUGUGGGUCCCCAGAUGUUGGACUACAACUCCCAUCAUCCCUGAGCUCUGACCUUGCUAGCUAGGGGUGAUGGGAGUUGUAGUUCAACAACAUCUGGGGACCUGCAGGUUGAGAAAGCUGGUCUAGUCCAACCCUCUGCAAUGCAGGAAUCUUUUUGCCCUGGUGGGGCUCAAACCCACAACCUUGAGACUGUCUUGUGCUCUUUUUUUCUGAACACGGGGAGUAUCUGUUCUAGGGGUGACAUAAUAGGAGUCCUGCUGGAUCAGGCCAAUGGCCCACCUAGUCCAGCCUUCUCUUCUUGCAGUGGCCAAGCAGGUGCCCAUUAUGGCAAGCCCUUGACAAGUAGAACUUGAGCCCUAGAGCCCCUCCCAACUGUGGUGGCAGAGCAGAGCCAUCCAUUGACAACCCUCUGCUCCUUGAAUACACUGGCAUGCAAAAGGGAUCCCCUUCAGUCCCCUGUUCCUCUGCAAAAGUAGGAGCAAUUCCUGUGCGUCACUCAGUGGCUGUUGCUUUUCCUGUUAGACUGAUGUUACUCAUUCACUGGGUACAGAUAGGCUAGUCCAUGAUGCCCUUCAAGAAUAUGCACGACUCAUCUCUUAGUCCUGCUGUUUGGAAGGAGCUCAGUGCAGCUGUUGCUUUAUUUUAUCUUGCAGAAGGAGCUGUUUGUAGCCUCUGAGAGUGAGGUGGUUCAGCUGCCCAUGGCUAUGUGUGGGGCGUAUAAGGGCAGCUGUGAGAGCUGCGUCCUGGCGAGGGAUCCUGACUGCGGAUGGAUCAACGGGAGAUGCACUUCUGUUUAUGACCGUGACCAGCAUGGAAAUGGGUAGGUCCCUCUGAUUUUCAACCCUCCUCCCCCUUCAUUUCUAUUGUUGACAGUUGCACGUUCUAUAUCUGCAUGUUCUCCGGCGCAUACAGACAUGCGGCAGAGCAAGGUGACAAAGCAGACUUGCGCCAUCCCAUUUGAGUGCACUUCUGGGUGACACCUUCCUGCAUGCAGAAAGUGAUCAUCUCAGGAUGAGACGUUCUAGCCCCACCUUGUUGCUGCUGAGCUAGCUUUCUGCUUGCAGGGAACCCUUGGCGAAGCAUUAAAAAUGUAUUUGUUACUUAAAUACAUUUAUGUACCAUCUCUUCCUCCAAAAAGCUCAAGGUGAUGCCCAUGACUCUCUUCCUCCCCACUCUAUGCAAGUGCCUGCAUGGAUCAAAACCUACGGGGAAAAGUUGCUGUGCUCACUAAACCUGAACUCUUUGUUUCUUUGAAUAAAGUGUCAACACUGACACCUUGUGAGAUCUUGGGCUCUCCUUACAUUCUAAUUCUCUCUCUCUUUCUCUUCUAGCACACUGCUACAAGCUCUAACACACAAUCCUGUUACGGAUAUUUGUUCAUCUCCAAGCCACACUAAAGGUAAUGUUUGCAAAUAAACCAUUUUCUUGCCCUUCCUGAAGACCAGGAACGUGGAGCCAUGCAGCCCUCCAGAUGCUGCUGGACCUCAGCUCCCGUCACCCUGACCAUUGGCCGUUCUGGCUGGGGCAGAUGGGAGCUGGAGUCCAGCAGCUUUUGGAAGGCCACAGGUUCUCCCAGUCCUGCUUUAGAUUUGGAGGGAAACCAGUUGGCCAGCUAGUCCGAGUAUGGAUGAUGCCCCUUUUGAUCAGCAUUGGCCUUGCUAAAGAAUAGCAACCUGCCCAUUGGGCUAGCGGUGGUCCCUGAUCUUGACCAUUGAGCGUGCUGGCUGAGCCUGGUGGGAUUUGUAGUCCGUCAGGUUGCAGGAGGCUGAUUUAGGGACCCAAAGGCCAUCAGCACAACAUCUAGCAGCGCUCUUACGUUCACCAACAGCUGGCGAGCAAGGAGAUGGAUCUCUUGAGCAGGAAUAAUGCACUGUGAUUCAGUAGCUAGGGAUUUUCAGUCAAACUUGGUCCCAUCAUGAUACCACAAGCACCACAAAGGCCUCCUGACGGUUGCUGUUCCACACCAGGGUGUGCAAAGGGUGACCUCUCAAUCUCUCUCUCUCACUCACUCUCUCACCAUCUUCUCUUUCUUCCUGUCCAGGUGAUGACAACCAUCACUGUCAGAUUGUGACCGUGGCACCCGGCACCCGCUAUUACCUCAACUGCUCUAUCAAAUCCCACCAUGCCACUUACACUUGGCUCCGUGACAACCAAACGGUUUCGCACUGUGGAUCUGGCCAUCGCCACUGCAUCCACUUCAUAGACAAUAUGACGGACGAGCUCUAUGGCACUUAUUCCUGCGUUUCCCAGGAGGAUUGGUUUACCCAGACCCUUGUGACAGAAUGCCUGACAAAGCCCUCCAAUGUGAAGAUGCUGCUUGAGGAGCCCAGGAAUAAGAUGGCAAAGGACUGGGCCACCCAAACAUCUUUGUCCCUCUGGCUAGGACUGUUGCAUAUGGCGGCAGUUGUCUUGCUCACCCAUUGAGGACUUGACCUCCUGACUGCCUACCAGCACAAGUGACCAAACUGUACCUCUUUCUAGUGUGUCUUGUUCCAUCUCAGAAGUGGGUCCCUCAAUAGAUAUAAUUCUUCCCUUGGGCUUAGAAGCCACCUAUUCUCCACUUGCCCAGAGAAGUGGCAACCUGGUGGUGCAUAGUAGAUAGCAGAAUGAAGGAGAGGUUGGUGGCUGUUCUGUCUGCAGAAGCACCAAGAUCCUGAAAUCUUGAGCAGGAUGGGUCCUGCCAAAAUGAACAUGAUGAUAUGAACAUCUGGGUGAUGAAGUAGAACCAGUGCAAACAACAAUGCAUGGGGCAGCUAAUGGGGCAGAGGGUAUGGCUGAGGUGGCCCAGGGGGGCUUGUGAAGGUCCACGUCAGGCUUCUUCAAAGGCAGGCAUCAGGAUCCAACACAGAGCUCACAUGCUAAAUAAAAGUUUCCUCAGAUUGGAGAGCAAACUUUCAGGCCCAAGGUUUAUAAGACUUGACGGUCUUCUGCAUCUUUUUUAAAUAACUGGUGUUCUGAAUGUUCUUUUGAUGUUUCUGACAUUUUCCAAGCAACGAUACAUGCUCAGGAUCUCUGAACAGUUAUAAGGCAUAAUUAAUGUAUAUCAAGGCAUCCCCAAUAUGCACCAAGAUCAAAGAAACAUCCUGUAGGUUCAGAUGAAGAGCCACCUAGUCUAGCAUUUGGAAGAUUCUCCAUUAGCAGUAGGUGGUCAACUGGCAAUUGACCACUGGCCUGUCAAGAGGCCACCACCUGGUCUGUCCUGCCUAGUCCCAGAUUUGCCUGCUUCUAUGCUUGUCCAUCUGGCAAGGGUGGAGAAUGGGUUGGUGCAAUUGCCUGGGCUGUGGGGUGUCAGGGACGCAGUUUCCUGCCUCAAACUGUGGGAUGCAGUUUCCUGCCUUUCUGAUCCUGCUUCCUGGCCGGUUAACUCACAGAUGUUUGGAAAUCCUUUGUGUGAUUUCACUGGAUGAAGGAUAUUUAUUUUUAUUUAUUAUAUUUUUCUAAAAAAUCAGAUCCUCUUUUUGUGGGGAACAAAAUUAACAAGCCUCAGGGCCACUUGUAGGCAAAGAUGUUGGAAAGCCUUUGAAGGUGAUUUUUUGUGUGUCUUAAUUUCUGGAAGUCGGUUCAUAUAGUGAAGAAAGAGGGAGAUCCCAGGGUGUUCACAAGGCUGAGUUCUACCUCUUAUAUUGUGUACAUGUGCUUCUGAGUAGACCAGCAAUCUGGAUGUGGGUCUGUUUUUCUUCUUCCUUGUGAGGAAGCAGUGUCAUGGCUGGGGGAGCUGAGGCUCUGCAUGCAAAAGCUGCAAUUGCUGGCAUUAAAAACAAAAGAGGCUCCUGCCUUCUGAAACCUUAGAGAGCUGCAGCCGGUGGCUGAGAUGAUGCUGAGCAACGUGGUUUGGUGGCAGGUUACAGAGUAAGGCAGACGUCUGUUUCCUGUCUUGGUCUUAUCUGCUGGCUGGCUGGCUGGUUAGCUGCCAGCAACACCUCCAAGAGAUGGGCAAAUGAGUCUAUUUCAUUUCAACCCCCACGUGAAUCCCCCUUAUCUCUGUUCUAGCCAGUUUUGGGGAGGGGGAAUCCACAUUUAUGUGUGUAUCUGAAUACAAACUACUUCAUAUAUUCUCUCUCUCUUCCAAACCAGAACCAGUGUGGUGUUGUGGUUAUACUGUCAAACUAGGACCUGGGAGAGACCAGGGUUUGAAUUCCCUGCUCUGCCAUGAAGCUCUCGCUGGGUGUGAUCUUGAGACAGUCACAGUAUCUCUGUCGCUAACCUACCCCACAGGGUUGCUGUGAGGAUAAAACAGGUUGGAGGGGAACUGUGUACGGCCCCUUAAAUGAAAGGUGGGGUGUAAAUGAUAAAAGGAAUAAACAAAAAAUGGGGGGGGGCACAGAUUCCUUAUUCCUGUUUUGUGCCUUCAGUUACAUCAGCAAAAAAACCAAAAUAUUUAAUCUGUAUCUAACACCUUUCAUAUAUAUUCCAAGUAUGCUUUCCUUGAUGUCAUAACCAAUGAUACUUGAAAGCUACCGACUGAAGGGUUUUGCAGUUGGGUUGUAGCUAAACAAGGAAGGUUAUUGCAUGGGCAGCAGUUGCCAAGCGAGGCUGCUGACCGCCUCUGCCACAGGUGCAGGCAGGCAACAUCCUGAGAGGUUGGGAAAACCUUCCCCACCAGAUUAGUUUUGAGAGCAGCAACUUUGCCGGGGGAGCGUUAGCGGGGGACGUUUGAUUCGCUUUGCCUUUAAACGCAAACCUACCUCAUUCACACUUCCCCAAACAUCUGUCCUUGGAAGUUUGCACUUCUCCAAAUUUUGCAGCAAAGUUCUCCAACCAAAGAAAGUGUCUCUUUGGGGGGAAAGUGUGGCCAAAAAUGCAUGGAUUGGUGAAGAUGGCAUACCCAAAAACUCUGUUAUGCUAGGGAAAUUAGCUUGCAAAAAAUGUCAAUCUGUGGAGGAAUGUAGAUGUUUGCAAUGUUCCGGACUGCCGUAGAUGAGCAUUUGGGUCACUUCCAGUGAAAGUUCUAUGAAAUGCAGGCUAAAAGGUUGAUAAAUUUUCAUGCAGACUUAAAAAUAAUAAUUGCAAAGUGAUGUAGAAAUGUAGCAAACUGAACUUUAAGACUGAAAAACUUAGGAAUGCAGGAAAAAAUGAAACUGAGAAAUGCAAAAGCCCCCUCUGCAUAGCAAAUGGCUUUUGGUGACUCCCUUGUCACCUGGAGCAAGGAGGCCAGUUUCUGGAUGAGGUCUAAUCUGUGCCCUCUGCCUGCUUGCCUUUGCUUUGCGCCACUGUUGAGUCACCAGAAUGAGUCCCCUCAAGCGUAAACUGUGAAAUUUAAGAGUGUUCCUUUUUGGCUUAGCAAGGGAUGGUUCCGUAACUUUGCUUUCAGGCCAAGGAGACAACACUCCAUUGCACUACAAUUUUAAAAAAUGCUUUUAAGCUCCAUUCCUCUUAAUUGCAAUGAAUUUUCUCCCUACCCAUGCACUUUAAAGUAGUAGGAAUUAUUAACAUAUUAACAUUACUAUUUGUAUUUUGCUUUGCAGCUGCAUUGUAGCAAAAGUAAUGUAUUUUUUUAUAUAUAAAUAAAGCUUUGUCAAAAUCAAGUG
Podarcis lilfordi (Lilford's wall lizard) is the source of this 50370-nucleotide messenger RNA. Lineage: Eukaryota; Metazoa; Chordata; Lepidosauria; Squamata; Lacertidae. The record is from the annotation of a GenBank genome assembly.